Xyrichtys novacula (pearly razorfish) is the source of this 46576-nucleotide messenger RNA. Lineage: Eukaryota; Metazoa; Chordata; Actinopteri; Labriformes; Labridae. The record is from the annotation of a GenBank genome assembly.
CAAUUUGAGGUCCUUCUGCGUUGCGUGGUGCAACAUGUGUUGGAUAAUUCCAGAAGGGAACUCGCAGUCGACUCGCUGCUGUAGACCUGCUGGACAGCUGCUCUUCUUAUUGCCGUGACACACCACCUGGAAAAAAACAGACAUCAAUUAACAUUUCAGAGGUCUCGUUUGCUGUGAAAGUGACGGAAAUUUAUAUUCGACAUUUAACUCCUGUGGACGGUUUUUGAGUUUUGUUCGCCUGUAGAACGAGCUGCCAAGAUGUUGAGUAUCGCAAGAAGCGUUUCAAGGACUCUGCCGACCAGAAGCUGUACACGAAAUGUGUCCUCCUUGGUUAAGAAGGUAAGCUUCGAAUUUACCAGAUUAUUUUUAUUCUAAAGAGGCACAUGUAGAGAUUUGGGUGGGUGACUUAUCAAGUAAGCGGGUGUUUUGUCGAGUUGUGCUACCCUGUCGGAAAGUGCACCCGUGUAGGUUUCUCGUCCCAGCUGUGCACAUCACGGAAAGUCAUUACUUUUAACAAGGUUUUGAAGUAUUGAUUCGCGUUGUUGUUUUACUGUAGACGAGGUGUGGCGGACUGUGGUACGAGGAGAUAUUUUUGAGAUCCUAUUAAACAUACAUUUUUUAAGAGUGAAGGGAUAGCGUCCUUCUUUAGAACAAUAUCAUGGCGAUAUUGCCAGGGCUGAAACAAGUUAUUGCAUCGAUAUCCUCUUCGUUAACAUUUUGGAAAAUGGGGUGAUACUACACGCUUCGAUAAGGAACCCAAUUAAAGUUUCAAAGAGAGAUAUCUACAUUUGCGGUCACCACUUUGACUGUGCGCAAGCGCAGAAGCAACCCAAGCCGGUUCUCGUUAGGUAGCACUACUUGAUAGAACGUCGUCCUGCUAAUUGUGCUAACAGUUGUAGCAAGGCUGUCUUGAGCUAAUGUCAUGACAGUCGAAAUGUCAGGUGAGGGUGGCUCUGUUUGGCUCCGUUUAACUUCAGAGGAGCUCUAUUGCUUUUUUUUAUUGUCGCUGAAAACACGACACCGAAUUUUAAACCCCGACAUGAUACGAGGUACUACAUACUACACUAAAAGCCAUUUUGCUAGCUUGUGAAGUAUCUGGAUAAAAACUAAAGGCCUUAAUGUGUAAAUGAAGGCUGCGUGAGUUUAUAGUGUUUGGAGUAGUGUGUUUGUUUUGAGAGGUAUGCUCACUUGUUAAAAAGCUGACCCGGUUGUCUAUCUUAGUGACCUUCAAUGAGUCUGCCCCCCCCCCAACAUGCUGCAAAUACUCUCACAUCUUGUCCCCAAAAUUAAACAAUAUUGUUAUAACCUCGUAAUCAAGAAUUUAUUUACUGGAUUUCAGUUUCAGUUUCCGUUUGUAACUUUCCCACAAUUUUGGAUAUAAAGCACUAUGACAACAUAUUAGCUGUAUCUUUUUGUUUGAUGACUUAGUAGUCCACCCAACUAGCAUAAAUAAGAUUUUAAGCUGUAUGAUCAUGCUUUAAAGAAGGCAGUAUUUUCUCAUUAGAAUGAUAUUGACUGAUAUCAUUGAUUUUAUCAAUUCAUAUGGUAUAACUUUUUGAUGUGGUUACAGACACGUCAGAGCGGCUUCCAACCAGAUGCUCUCAGAGCUCUGUCCAGGAGGGAAUAUGCGUAAGUAUCUGCACCAUCUAUAUGACCUGUUAAUAAUGCAGUAUGGAAAUUUGGAUUAGUAACAAUGGUGAUCAACAGUGUGAGAAGUGUGUGAUGAGCAGUAUUAAAGCUGAAAGUUGUAGUUUUUAACAGAGUGUCAAAGGGUAAAAUAGAGGUAAAACUCAUGUGAUGAAUGAAGUUUAACAGUAAAAGGAGGCUGUUGUCAGACAAUCGUUAGCCCUUUAGACCAAAUUUAUAGAACAGCUUAUAACAUUGUAAAUUGUUGCUGAUUUUCUCACUUUACAUCUAAGAUGUCUAAGAAAGUGUACUGAGAAGGCUGCUGCCAGCUGUGUUUUUUGUUUUAAAAGAAAAUUUUGCAUUUUUCUAAAUUAUCAUACAGGAUUUGAUGCUUUGCCAUAUAGUCAUUUUUCAUUGUGGAAACUUCUUUAUCAGUUUAUUACAAAGAAAACAAUAUAAAACAUAUUCUGCAUGAUAUUUUAAAAUAUAUAUAUAAGAUACAUUUUCUGUAUGCAUCAUUUAUCAUAGAUGCCACAAUCAGCUUGAUAGUCCCAUACAACCUCAUCAGGGCUGUGCGUUAACUUUUUUUGUCCAUAGUGCUGGCGCUACAGAGGUUGACAAUCUUGUACCAUAAGACAAAAACUUGUAGCACAAUAUAUGACAUGUCUACCUAAAGAAACAGGUUGUGUGACUAGCAAAGGACACGUUGUACAUAUUUCAUACAUUAAAUAAAAUCCAAACUUAAGUGUUUUCAGAAACAUUUUCUUUAACUAUUUGAAACAAUAAAUGUAUUACAGUGAUGUAAAAUAUGAUUUUCACUUAAUAAGAGGAAAAGAUGAAUAUGCAUGUUAGAAAGAAUCAAACUGAGUUGCAGCCAGUUUGAAACUAAACUAAAACUCUCCUCACCUCAUCUACUAAUUCAAAUUAAUCAGCUAAACCAGCUUGAUGUUGAGCUAAAAUGCAAAUAUUUAUAUAUGAAAAAUAAUAAUAUUAAUAAAAAGAACUGGUCUGAAAAGUAAAAACAAGAGGUGUGCCUCAUGCAGCCAGUAAAAUUGUGAUCUCACACUGAUUUUGAGUCAGUUGAUCACAUUACCUGGAAGCUGCAUGAGACAUACCUAUUACAUCUCUAAUCUGUUCAUAAUUGUUAUUAAUUUUAUAUCUUUUUUUAUUUUUGUUAAUUUUUAAAAAUAAAUAUUAGCAGUUUAGCUCAAUAGCUUUCAGGUCAUUUGAUCAACAGCCUCAACGUCAGUGUGGGGUCAUAGUAGUCUACUGGCUACAUAAGACACACCUCUUGUUUUUAUACUUCAAAUUUUUCAUAUAUAAGGACGCAUUUCCCCUGAGAAUGUCUGUAGAAUUUUCAACUUUAAGCCAACUUCACCCUGGUGUCCUUUACUAUAGUUAGGGAUGAAAAAGCUGAGGAGUCAGCAAUUACACACCCAGCCUUGUAGGUACAGCUCUCAGUUAGGAUGCAGUCGUUUUUCUUAUUCACAAUGAUCCAUACUUUAUCUCUGUCCUCUUUCUUGUCUUGACGAGGCAGCACCUCAGUCUUACAAGCCACAAAGUUUUCUGUGUUGUAAUCAUGUAAUAAUCUUGGGCAUGAUUGUGUGUGGCUGUAGCCACCCAGUAUCUGGUAGGAUUUCAGCCUCUCCCGGGAAUAGAGACUUGGUGUCCCGGUCAGGUACGAAUGGAUGUCUGCCCACUAAAGUCUGGGUCCUUUUUGCUUGGCGUUUAUCCACUCACCUGCAUCUAACGCGUAUGGGUCAUUAAGAUCCCAUUCACUAAUGUCAAUUUUGCAGCAUAACUUAUUUUAUCGCUGGGGGAUAAACUGCCGUAGUAAGCUGCCAACAUCCCUAGCUAACAUCGCAACUGCAAGAUAACUUAAGAUAACUGUGACAGCUGCAGUUACAUUGCUCGCAUCCACUAUGUUGAUAAAUGAUCCCUCUAUUGUUUCUCUCCUCUUACCUCACAAUUCGCGCGUCUGACUUGCUACAAGUGCUGGAUCAGUGAAGGACUUCAGGGAAUUGGUGUGCAGUGUGUAGUAGUGCUGGACGAUAAUUCGAUAACAAUAUAUAUCGAUCGAUAGACGUGUGGUGCGAUAGAAAAAAAAACGGGUCGAUAAAAAGUUCGAUAGAAAAACACAGUUUCCCUUUCUUUUUCAUCAUAGCCUAUCAUGUAGCUUUUACUACAGUCAUUACUUCCUCCCAACCAAUCACAAACGCAGACCCAGGUACGCUACGGCACCAAGCCCAGCCCCUAUCAAACCACAACAGACAGCACGUGUAUUAGAAAAAAUGAUACAGCAAGGAGAAGCGGAGGAAAUUGUCCCGAAAAAAGGUUUCAGUUGUUCUCCAGCAUGGCAAUGUUUUGGUUUUGGAAAUACGUUCCGGUGUAGCUUCUUAAAGUGGAAGAAAAUGAGCUCAUAUUUUACAAAGACGCGAGUAUUUGGAUCAUGGCUACUAGCAGGGGGGGCAUUCGGCAGGGGUGCAUUCUACGACACAACACCGGCGUGGAUAAGUCCUGCAUCACGUGCUUAGUUUGUGUAUUAAGUCAAUCACAUGAUAAUUUAAAAAAAAUAAAUCUCCCGACCCCGGGAGAAAUAUUUCAGUGUUCAGACACCAGGCUGUGGGCAGUUUCCCACACAGUUAAAACUGGUAGUAUGCUAUUCCCACCUAAAGCUAUUCUGUUUAUUUAUAUAUUUGUUUGUUUUGUUUAUUUUCAUCAAAAGACUAUUUAAGUAUUUAUUUAUCAGAUUUUCUGGUCACUUUAGUCUUUAUGUUUGUCAGUAUUUACUGACGUCACUCAGGCCACUUAAGUUGAUUUCUUUUUUUUUUUAAGUUCUUUUUUAAAAAACUUUUAGUUGUGGUAAAAUAAAAAAGGUGGUUGAAUAAAGGUUUGAAUUUGAAUUCAGUGCUUGUGUGUUCUUUAUUAAAAGUAGGUCAUUAAGCAAUAGCAUAAAACAUCCAGGGCUGCAAUUAAAAUAUAUGUUAAAUAAUUAUAAUAAUUAUAUCGAUAAUUAUCGAUAUCGAUCAAUAUGAUUUAUUUUUUAUCGAUAUGCUUUUUUUCUAUAUCGUCCAGGCCUAGUGUGUAGUCUUUAGCCAGGCAAAGAUCUCAAUUAUAAACUACAACUACCAAACUAAAUUUGAGUAAGUAAGGCACACACCUAUAAACACACGAAUGUAUGCGGCUCGCUGGCUCUUACUGCACCAGUGCUAUGAGACAAAAAAAAUUGUAGCACAGGAUGAUUUUCUUGUACCAUUUGUGAAUUAAAUGUCGCACUGUACAGCCCUGCUCAUCCUUGGCAUAGAGAACUUUUGUUUGUCCUGAUUAAUUCAGGUAUUUUUUAGGUUGAUAUCAACGUCUCUGUUGUUUUCAUCGAGAUCAAUCCUAUCGAACUAACACAAGAUGCGUAAAGUAAUAUAAAUAAUUAUACAUGUCUAUUUUGUGUGUUACAGGUCAGAGGCUGUCAAGGGCGCUGUCAUAGGCAUCGACCUGGGAACCACAAACUCAUGUGUCGCAGUCAUGGAGGGCAAACAGGCUAAGGUGAGAAUGAAACAUACACUGUAGUGAACACAGACAGUCUCCGUGGUGUCACUUAAAGUGCUACCUGUUUACCUCAGAAGUUUGACAUUAGAGCUGAGAUGAUAACAGCCAAGUUGACUGAGUCACUGCUACCAGAAAUGUGGUUCCUUCUGGUGGCAUUUUCUGUUUAUACAAGCUAAUAAGAUAAGAUAUUUCUUUAUGAGUCUCACAAGGGGAAAUUCCAGAUUUACAGCAGUAAUAAAUACAACAGAGAGAUUAAAGAAACAAGAAAUUUAGGUGUUAAAAAAUAUAAAAAGAUACAUACAUGAGUGUUAUUUACAGCUGUUAUGUACAUGUUGAUUAUAUACAUGUGAUAUUAAUUAAUAAUGACUAACUAUGUCAAAUCAAAUCAAAUUUUAUUUAUAUAGCGCCAAUUCACAACAGUUGUCAUCUCAAGAUGCUUUUCAAAGAACAAGAGCAGGUCUAGACCACGCUCAUUGUUUGAUGAACAAGAACCAACCUAAGAUGGGUUUUGGCCCAUCUCAACUAACACGAGUAGCAGUGGCAAGGAAAAGCGUCCUUUUAACAGUCAGAAACCUUGGGCAGGACCCGACUCAUGCCAGACAGCCACCAUGCCGCUGCUGGGUUGGGGAGGAAUGUAGAGAGAUGGAGGGAGAGAGAAGAGGGGAGAGGGCAGGGAGAGAGAAAGAGAACAAGAUAAGGGGAAGGAGAGAGAGAAUGAGUAAGGAGAGGGAGGGGGAGGGAGAAAGAGUCGAGAAUGAGGGUGAGAGAGAGAUAGGUGACAGCAGAAACAACACCAACAACAACAGCUCAUGUAAUGGUGAAACAAAAUGAGUUCAGUUUACAGGGUUAGGGUAUGAGUGAUUAUGGACAAUGUUAAAUAAAUUAAAUGUGACUACAGUCAGCAGGCCUCAUCGUAGUCAGCUCUAGUUAUAUGUUAUUAAUGACUAUGUGUUUUGUGGACAGAAGCAACAUGACAUCAUGUUCAUAUACAGAACUCAUAACCAAACUAUUGAAGUAAUUACACAAAAUAAGAGCAAGUUGUCAGUAAACACAAGAGUAGAACUUUGUUAUUGUUGAUGAAUGGGGCAGACCUCUUUGAUUUCUGAGUAGGAAUUGCAACUCAAGGGUUCAAGAUAAUGUGUCCCUUGGGUAUCUUGAAAUUGCUGACUGUGUAAAUAACAUCUCCUGCCCCGAUAAUUAGCUUCUAUCUAAAUGGGAUGAGACCAUACAUGAGAGGACUCUGCAAACACUGACCUGAGUGAGACAAGCACUGGCCUUCACAUGUUGCCAUUUAACUGAUUAGUACUUGUGCAAACACACAAAGAGACAUAAUUUUCAAGCCAUAGAAAUAAUAAUGCAUCCGAUUUUAUAUAGCGCUUUAUCAGUGAUUGUCAAAGCACUUUACAUUGGAUAUAUUAAGGCGAACAACAUUGGAAAAAACUAACAUUGCAGUUUUUUUCCCUGCGAUAUAUAAUGCGAUAUUGAAAAUGCAGGAAUUUUCACCAGAUGAUAGGCCUGCAUGAUAUAUCGUUUAAGCAUCGUCAUCGCGAUGUACGUGUGUGCGAUAGUCACAUCGCAGAGCCUGUGUUGUCGGCGUUGAAUGAACUCAGUUAAUUUCAAGGGUAGCUGACUGAGAUGCACUGCAUGUGCUGUGCAGCGAUCCACCAAUCACCUUCAUCCUUUUCUCAGUUGCCAAUCAGACUCAGUUCUCAGUUGCCAAUCAGACUACCCUGCCAGCUGUCAAUCAAAAUCAGAGUGGAGGAAACCACACCCCUGCACAUGUUCUGCACAUGGAGUGAGUCACUGGCUGCUGGUGUUGAGCCGAGAAACGCCUGUCCACUGAAAAUUACUUUCGGAACUUUACUCAUGACUGUUAAGCCCAAUAAAUAAGAAUUGCAUGGGUUUUAAAAUGUAUAUUUCCGUGGACCACUCUACUAUAAGCGGUGCGCGUUUUGCAAGAUGCGUGCAAUUCUCGGAGGACAUGCGUUUCUCGGCACAACACCACCAACAACAACAACAACGAUUGCAAAAUGAGCAAGAAACAAGAGAAAACCACUGAAAAUGAAGAUUUUUUGCCAAAAAAGGAAAGGAAAGUCAGUUCUCUGGAAUUAUUUCGGUUAAAAGAAGGAUGAUGUCGACCAAAACACGUGUUCUGUGAUCAUCUGUCGCCACAAUAACAUCCCAGCACAAUAAAAGCUAAAAAUAUCCCUGAGACAGACAGAAGCCGUUCUAGUAACAUUCACAAAAAGAGGUAAGAUCAGUGCAGGGUAACUGUCCUCAAGACUUCAGUGGUGCAGCAUAACAUUAAAUGCUAUUCAGGUCAUCUGUUGAAAAUUCCUGUAUUUUUUAAUAUCGCAGUAUAUAUCGCAGGGUUGAAAAAAAUUGCAAUAUUAGUUUUUUCCAAUAUCGUGCAGCCUUGCCAGAUGACCUAAAUGGCACUUUAUGCUAUGCUGCACUGCUGAAAUCUUCUGGAUUUCAGCAGUGUUAUGACCAGAAACGAUUGCAUGCACCUCGCAAAACGCUCACUGCUCAUAGUAGAGUGGUCCACGGAAUUGUACAAUUUAAAACCCAUACAAUUCUAAUUUGUGGGGCUAAACAGUGAUAAGUAAUGUUCCGAAAGUAAUUCUCAGUGGACACACGUUUUCGGCACAACAUGGCAGUGCCAGCAACUCACUCCUUGUGAAGGCCAUGUGCAGGGGGUGGUUUCCACCGCUCUGAUUUUGAUUGGCAGGGUAGUCUAAUUGGCUACUGAGUAAAGAACCAAUGUGAUUGGUGGAUUGCUGCUCAGCACAUGAAGAGUCACAUGCAGUGUAUCUCAGUCAGCUUCCCUUGAAAUGUAAUGUUACCUAGAACGGCACCGUGAGGAGGGCGACGUGCUGGAGCUCAGCAAACUAGCUAGCUAGCCAGGCUGUGCUGUCAGUCUGUGCUCUUAGGUUUAAGUAGCAGACAGUUUUAACAGUUUAGCUUAGUUUUUAGUUGAUUUAGUUACGAGUUUUUUUAGUUACCAGUUUUAGGAUUGGAUUUUGUAUCCAGAUCGGCAGUAGGAUUGCACCUACAAACGGCACUAAUGGCACUAAAACUGGCUGCUCACCUGGCACCGAACGGAUUGCCUACAGCAAACAAACGCUUCAAUCAGAGCAGCAUGUCUGACUGACCACGGCUCUCCGCCGUCACACCGAGCCAUGCCAUCGCGCCCAUGGGCUUUUCUGUCUACCGCGCGAAUCGGGGCACAGAGCUCUCGGGGAAGAAAGCAGGUGGAGGUGUGUGUCUCAUAGUGAACCGGGCCUGGUGUCAUGAGCGUAACAUCUCAACUGUUGACACAGUGUGUUCCCCAAAUCUGGAGUGUCUCCUGCUGCAGUGUCAUCCUGUAUGGCUCCCCCAUGAAUUUACAUCUGUCACGAUAGCCGCUGUUUACAUUCCACCACAGGCAAACAAGGAGGCAGCGCUCAAGGAACUCCACUGCUUGAUCAGCAAGCGAGAGACAGCACAGCCGUACACGGCGCUGGUCAUAGCCGGGGAUUUUAACCAUGCAAACUACACUAAACUAAUACCCCAAUUACACCAACAUAUCACUUUUAAGAUGCGAGGAAAUAACACACUGGACCACUGUCACACCCUCUUAGUGGGGCGGAUAAUAGCAUAUUACAGGAGAAUCGUUCACUUGCGGAUAAAAGCACCAAAAUUGGCACACAUACUCCUUGGGAGUUGCUCUUUUGAUAUUUCCGUCUGGCCGAAUGAAAAUUUAAGAUGGCAGCCAUUUUUCAAGAUGGCCACAUUGAAAAUACACUAAUAUUGCAUUUUGCAACAAAAUCCCAUAGACCUGUCCCAUUUGGAUGAUCUUGGUGUCAAAUCAUACAUUUUCCACUAUGCAGAAUCCAAAUUUGGACCCAUGGACUUACUUACUGGCUUCCUUGUACCAUAUUUCAGUCCCGGAAUCCUAAUAUUCUGGUAUUUAUGAGGUUUACAUUAUGUCCGACUUGGGAAAAAUGGUUGGUAACCUAUAUCUUAGUGUUGUAAGAGGUUUAGUGAGUGAGUGAGAGAGAGAGAGAGAGGGAGCUGUUCAGCUUUCUGGCUGAUCAGAUAGAAUGUGUGGCCUCACCAAAUGUGGUCAUUGUGACCAAGGAAGAUGAUGUUAUCAGCAACAGUACGAUUAAUCUGGCUGGGGUGGCACCAUGCAGUCAUGAAGAAGCUGACACCCCGAUCUUUGUGCAUGCCAGACAUGCCACAGAAGCAGGCAGCAUUGUCAUCAUGGUCAAAGCCAACGACACAGAUGUUGUUGUCAUCGCAGUGAGUGUUCUGCAGGCACUUCAGAACCUGGGUCUGCAGCAGUUGUGGGUUGCCUUUGGCCAAAGACAGAACCUGAAAUGGAUUCCUGUUCAUGACCUGUGUGGCACUCUUGCAGAGAAGAGCAAAUGCUCUUCUUCCAUGCAUUCACUGGUUGCGAUGUUGUCUCAGCAUUCCGUGGCAAAGGGAAGAAGACUGCUUGGCAAACCUGGAAUGUUUGUAAUUAGGCUUCCAGUGUCUUCAGCAAACUCAGCCAUUACCCACCUAUAUUGGAUGAUGAAGACCUGAAAACCCUGGAGAAGUUUGUGGUCAUGUUGUACGACAGAUCAAGCACAGCUGAAGGUGUCGACAAUGCAAGGUUGGACAUGUUUGCUCGGAAGCAGAGGCCGUACGAACCGCGGGAUCACCACCUUAUCGUGGUGGGGCAGUUUGUGUGCCUCCACGACCCCUAGAGCUAUGCCGGCUGGAGUAUUGUACUCCUGGAAGGGUCACCCACGCCAAACAGCUCAAAGGAUAGAGACCAGACAAAGAGUGAGCCCAUGGUGUUACCAUCCAUUUUAGAUGAAAUUCAAAUUUAUCAGAAUAUUAGGAUUCUGGGUAUAGGUUGCCAACCAUUUUCUCGAGUCUCAUAUGAUGUAGACCUAAUUAGGAUCAGAAUAUUAGGAUUCCGGGACUGAAAUUUGGUACAAGAAAGCCAGCAAGUAAGUCCAUGGGUCCAAAUUUGGAUUCCGCAUGGUGGAAAAUUUAUGAUAUGACACCAAGUUCAUCCAAAUAGGACAGGUCUAUGGAAUUUCAUUGCAAAAUGCAAUAUUACUGUAUUUUCAUUGGUGGCCAUCUUGAAAAAUGGCCGCCAUCUUGAAUUUCAUUUGGCCAGACAGAAAUAUCAAAAGAGCAACUUCUAAGGAGUAUGUGUGCCAAUUUUGGUGCUCUUAUCCACAAGUGAACGAUUAUUACAGUUAUCUGCCCAGCUAUCUUCCGGGAAAGUUACAGAGCCCUCCCCCGCCCAGCUUUUGGCAAAUCAGACCACUGCUCAAUCCCCCUACUCCCUUCCUAUAGACAGAGACUGAAGAGAGAGCCCCCUGUUUACAGGGCUGUUCCACGCCGGUCUGAUCAAUCAGAGGCGAUCAUACAGGACUGGUUUGCCCCCAGGGACUGGAAGUCAUUCAAGUUGACUGGGAAUCUGGACGACUGCACCGACAAUGUAACAACCUACAUCAGGGAGCGCACAGAGGCUGCUGUUCCAGUCAGGAAUAUAAAGGUGACGCCAAACCAGAAGCCAUGGAUCAACAACAAAGUGCAUGCUGCUCUCCAUACACGAAACAUAGCCUAUAAAUCAGACACAGCGGAGGACCAUAACAGCACACGCUAUGCACUCAGAGCGGCAAUAAAAAAGGCAAAGAAGAACUAUUGUCAACGCAUGGAGUCAAGACUCAACACAAACAACCCGAUGCACCUUUGGCAGCAGCUUCAAGCCGUACACAGCAAACCCAAUGCACACCUUUCCAGAUGACUUCAACUCCUUCUAUGCCUGAUUUGACCCCUCUGCUAGAACCCCUGGCAUGGCUGGUCCCUCCCCCUCCACCGGCGAGCACCAACCUCUGCUAUCCCCCCUAUUGACAUGGGGAGGGGGGAGCAGCUGACCCUCACUCCUGGAACAUCCCUAAACCCACUCUCCAUCUCUGGUGCUGAUGAUGACCACCCGCUCACCAUCCAAAGGGGCGAGGUCUACCGCUCCUUCAAGCGGAUCAACACCAGGAAAGCGGCUGGCUCAGAUGGCAUUCCUGGACAGGUUUUAAAGGCUUGUGCUUACCAGCUGGUGGGAGUAUUCACUGACAUUUUAAACUAGUCUCUCUCCCUCAGCUCUGUCCCCACCUGUUUCAAAACCAGCACCAUCAUCCCUAUUCCCAAGCAGCAGAAGGUGAUCAGCCUAAAAGACUGGCGCCCCAUAGCCCUCACUCCCAUAGCCAGCAAGUGUUUUAAGAGCCUGGUCAAAGGUCUCACACGCCCCAUGUGAUGUGCUACAUCAUUCAUUCGCUCACACAGUCACACCCUGGUAGUGGUAAACUACCUAGAUAGUCACAGCUGCCCGGGGACAGACUGAUGGAAAUGUGGCAGCCUCUCUGACCACCACCAGACAUCACUUACAGUCGUACAUACACCAGUGAAGGACACAUACUGGGAGCGAGGUGUGUUAAGUGUCUUGCCUAAGGACACAAUGGGCAGACUAGGGAUAGGGGGAAAUCGAACCACCAACCUUCCAGUUGUUGGACGACUGCUUGACCUCCUGAGCUUUAGUUUAGGCCUUUAGUUAUUUUGAGAUGACUUAAGAGAUAUGGAAGUCUUUUACGCUUCUGGCACAGAAAGUAAACACUAAACUCUGCCUUUAAAAAGUCUCAGAAGAUUUGUUUUUAUUUUUGAUUGUUUGUGGGUGUUGUUUGGCUUUCUUAUGUCCUGUAGGCUCCCUAAAGUCUAAUAAAAUGUACUAAUAACAUAUUUUAAGAGGAUGCAAUAACAUAUUUGGACUUUUGAUUUCUAUCAGACAUUUCACACAGCUUUUAUUUUGCAUUGUAACAGUUACUGUGUGUAAGAAGAAUAAGAAGAACUUUAUUAAUCCCUGAAGGGAAAUUCAAUUGUCUGUUGUCUCACAUAAUAUGUCUCUGUAACUCUUGUGUAAAUGAUAGGAUGGCUGUGGGUACAAAAGAUCUUCUGAAUCUUUCUGUCCUGCAGCAAAGAGAGAGGAGCUGUCUGCCACCAUUGGCCCUUUGGUCCAUCAAGGUGUUGUGAAGUGGGUGAUCCAUGUUCUUUAAAAUAGUCUCCAUCUUCCUCAGUGUAGAUCUCUUCACCACAUCCUCCACUGAGUACAGCUUGAGUCCAACCAAAGAGCCAGCCUUUUUCACCAGUUUGUUCAGAUGUCUUGCAUCUUUGUGUUUGAUGCUUCCUCGCCAGCAGACUGCAGCAUGUACCAGAACACUUUCCACCACAGACUGAUAAAUUAUCUGUAGUAUCUUACUACAGAUGUCUAUUGAUUGGAGUCCUCUCAGGCAAAAGAGGCAGCUCUGCCCCUUUUGAUGAAGUUUAUAUUCUUAGACCAAUCCAACUUAUUAUCCAGAUGUACACCUAGGUAUUUAUAUGAUGUCACCACUUCGAUGUCCACUCCACAGGUGUUCACUGGCUGAAGAGGGGGUUUGGAUCGAUGGAAGUCUUUGACAGUCUCCUUUGUCUUUGAGGUGUUGAGGAGGAGGCAGUUUUUGUGACUUUUGUGAUUCAGCUUCUUGUCCAUUUCUGAUACAAUCUACAAUCGCAGUGUCAUCUGAGUAUUUCUGGAUGUGGCAGGACUCAGUGCUGUAUUUGAAGUCUGAUGUAUACAGUGUGAACAGGAAUGGCACCAGCACUGUCCCUUGUGGAGCCCCUGUACUGCUCAUUAAUGUCCCAGAGACACAGUUUGCCAACCUGACAAACUGUGGCCUUCCUGUCAGGUAAUCUGUGAUCCAGGAAACACAGGAAGGAUCCACUCCCAUAUCUGUAAGCUUGUUUUUGAGUAUGAUGGGUUGGAUGGUGUUGAAUGCACUUGAAAAGUUGAAGAACAUGAUCCUAACAUAAACCCCAGGUUCUUCCAGAUGAGACAGGGCACAGUGAAGCAUGUAGAGGACAGCAUCAUCCACUCCAAUGUGUUCUUUGUAUGCAAAGUGCAGAGAAUCCAGUUUGUCUUUGACCUCAGACCUCAGAGGGCGUAGAAUCAGCCCCUCCAAGGUUUUCAUGAUGUGUGAAAUGAGGGCCACUGGUCUGUAGUCAUUGAGUUCAGCAGGACAUUUUCUUUUUGAUACUGGCACAAUGAAGGAUGUUUUCCACAGAGUAGGUACCCGCCCCAGCUGUAGACUCAGGUUGAAGAUCCUGUUGAGAGGUUGACACAGUUGUGCAGCACAGUCUCUAGGAAGCCUUGGACACACACUAAGGCUGCACGAUAUUGGAAAAAAUUAACAUUGCGAUUUUUUUCAACCCUGCGAUAUAUAUUGUGAUAUUAAAAAUACAGGAAUUUUCACCAGAUGACCUGAAUAGCAUUUAAUGUUAUGUUGCACCGCUGAAGUCUUGAGGACAGUUACCCUGCAAUGAUCUUACCUCUUUUUGUGAAUGUUAGUAGAAUGGCUUCUGUCUGUCUCAGAGAUAUUUUUAGCUUUUAUUGUUCUGGGAUGUUAUUGUGGCGACAGAUGAACACAGAACAUGUGUUUUGGUCGACAUUAUCUUUCUUUUAACGGAAAUAAUUCCAGAGAACUGACUUUCCUUUUCUCUUUGGCAACAAAUCUUCAUUUUCUGUGGUUUUUCUUGUUCCUUACUCAUUUUGCAAUCGUUGUUGCUGUUGUUAGCGGUGUUGUGCCGAGAAACGCAUGUCCUCCGAGAAUUGCAUGCACCUCGUAAAACACGCACCACUUAUAGUGGAGUGGUCCACGGAAAUAUACAUUUUAAAACCCAUACAGUUCUUAUUUGUUGGGCUUAACAGUCAUGAGUAAAGUUCCGAAAGUAAUUUUCAGUGGACAAGCGUUUCUCGGCUCAACACCAGCAGCCAGCGACUAUCUCCAUGUGCAGAACAUGUGCAGGGGUGGGUUUCCUCCUCUGAUUUUGAUUGACAGCUGGCAGGGUAGUCUGAUUGGCAACUGAGAACUGAGUCUGAUUGGCAACUGAGAACUGAGUCUGAUUGGCAACUGAGAACUGACUCUGAUUGGCAACUGAGUAAAGGACGAAGGUGAUUGGUGGAUCGCUGCACAGUACAUGCAGUGUAUCUCAGUCAGCUACCCUUGAAAUUAACUGAGUUCAUUCACCACCGACAUCGCAGGCUCUGCGAUGUGACUAUCGCACACACGUACAUCGCGAUGACGAUGCUCAAACGAUAUAUCGUGCAGGCCUAACACACACCUUCUGGACCAGCCGCCUUUCCAGGGCAAAGUCUUCCAAGCUCCAUCCUCACCCUGUUUCAGUGACAGACAAGGACUGGUGUUCUAGAAGGGAGGCAGUUGAAGUGGUUGAGACAUUUGAACGUGAUGGAGGAGGAAUGGGAGAGGUUGUAGUGGAGAUAUGUUGUGGAGAGGAAGGUGGAGUAGCAGUGGAAGUGGGUGUGACAGCAGCGUCAAAUCUGUUGAACAGGUUGAGUUUAAGGCUGCAACAACGAAUCGAUUAAGUCGAUUCGUCGUGACGAAAAAAUUCGUUGCCAACUAAUUCUGUAAUCGAUUCGUCGGGUCUUUAUAUAUGUCCAUGGACACCGGCGUGUAAACAUCAGCAGAACGCACAGAAAAGAAACAGCCAUGGCCGAGACAGCGGCUGAGAAAAACAUGGACACAACCCAACCCAAAUCCCGACCUAAAACAUCAGUGGUGAGGGAAAACUUUACCAAAAAUGAAAAGGAAGGCGUUCAGUGCAACAUUUUCAAAGCCCGUUUUGCAUGGCACGGGAGUACAUCGAUGAUGCGUGAGCACAGGGCUCUCAAGUCUCACGCAUUCAGCGUAUGACACAGCAUUCCCACUCGUUCACAUGCUCACACACCACACAUUGUAUUUCUCACGCAUUUAAAUGAACAUGGUGAUGUCCACCAAGUUGCACUUCUUUAACUAUGGAACAGGUGGAAAUCAGCUGAGUUUCUCCGAGAGUUCAGGAGCUGCGUGCCACGCGCAAGCCAAUCAAAUAAAGUAUAUCUACUGAACAGCCAAUCAAAAAGCAGCAUUGCUGUAUCCGGGUAGAUUUUGAUAUCUUGCGGUUUGACCACAGAAGAAGACAGACACUCGCCGAAAUAGAGCAGGUUUUUGUAAGGACGAGAAAGACCCGUUGAUUACAGUGAGUCGGUAACCUACACAUGCAGAGACCUCAACACCUCAUGGCAGAUAAACUCGUAUGAUAAACUAAAGCCCUAUGCUAUUGCUAUUAACAGCUGCAUUGAUGAAUUUAGCCUGUUUAUCCGAUUAAUCGAUUAGCUAUUAAAAUAGUCGGCAGAUUAAUCGAUUAUCAAAAUAAUCGUUAGUUGCAGCCCUAGUUGAGUUCAUCAGCUCUUCCCAGAUCACCCACCACUGGCUGUCUAUUCUUUUUAUUGCUGUGCCCAGAGAUGGUACUGAUUCUUCUCCACACUUCACAGAUGUUGCUGUGUUGUAGAUUCUUCUCUAUCGUCUUUUUGUACUCCAGUUUUGCUAUCUUCAGUCUCUUCUUCAACUCUUGUUGCACUUGUUUGAGUUGUUCUUUGUCACCAUCUUUAAAAGCUUUCUUAUUCUGGGUAAGGAUUGCUUUUAUGUCAUUUGUGAUCCAGGGUUUGUUGUUGGGGAAACAGCGAUCAGUCUUUGUCAGUAUAACAGUGUCUCUACAGAAUUUUAUAUAUUCAGUAAAGCGGUCAACCUGUUCGUCAAUGUUCAUAUUAUUCACAUCUGUUUCCAGCCGCACAUUCCAGUCUAUUGAUUUAUUUGAUUUAAAACAUUGUUGUCUCUGGUAGGACAGUUCACAAACUAUGUGAAUCCAGUCAGGUGAGAGGAGAGGAUGACAUGGUUGAAGUCUCCUGACAUUAUUAUUAGUUCCUCAGGGUGUUGAGUGUGUAGCCUGGCUACAUUAUUUUGCAAAACAUUGCAGGGAAUUUCUUCAGUUGAUUUGGGUGGAAUGUAAACAAAUAUUGUUAUGAUGAGACUAAAUUCUCUUGGAACAUAAUAUGGCCACAGAGCAAUGGCCAACAGUUCAAUAUCUGUACAACAGAACUUCUCCUUGGCAGUUAUGUGUGAAGGGUUACACCAUCUCUUGUUGACAAAUAAAGCCAAAUCCCACCUUUCUUCUUGCUACUAGCUUGAGCAUUUCUGUCUGACCUUAUGAGAGUGAAGCCAGGUAGAUCCACACUGGAGUCAGAGUUGUUUUGAUUCAACCAGGUUUCAGUAAAACGCAGGAGACUGGACUCGCGGUAUGCUUUCUCAGUCUUCACCAAUAUCUCCAGCUCAUCGCCUUUGUUGGGCAAAGAGCUGACGUUUCGCAUAAUGAUUGAUGGAAGAAGGGUUUAUAUCGCCACCUCCUAGCAUUCAGCUUUGCCUUCACCUUGGCACCAGCACGUCAACCUCGAUAACACCUCCUGAUGUCCUCUGGAAUUGUAUGUUGUUGUCCAGAUUUGCUUUUCCUCAAUGAAAGGAGCUCUUCUCUUGAGUAAACUCUUCACCCAGCUGAAGUAUCCAGUAGCAGCCAACAAAAUUACAACAAAAAUAUGAAAAAAAUCUAGCAAAAAUUACAGAUAACACAGAGAGACCAGACUUGCAGCAACCUCUCGUUUCAAGCGCAUCAUUUGAAUUUUAGAACAGAUUUAAUUCCUUUUUAUAACUUACCUAAAAAUGUCAGCUUUUUCCUGUACACUGGUGCAACAGGUAUAUGGUACAGAAUGCAGACAGACUGAUUUUACUUAUUUGAUAUAGGUCAAAAAUUAUUUGCUGCUCUUGGUAUUUUGCAAGUAACUGUGGCUGCACAAAGCAUGCUGCAAUAUAAACUAACUCAUAAAAUUGAGAGUUUUAAUUCAGUCUGUCUUCAGUGGGUAAAUACGCACGCUGACAGUCCUCCAUCAACUGGCUCAUGGUGUCUAUUGUUCUCUCAGGUGUUGGAGAACGCCGAGGGAGCCAGGACGACACCUUCAGUCAUUGCCUUCACAGCUGACGGGGAGCGCCUCGUGGGCAUGCCGGCCAAACGUCAGGCUGUCACUAAUCCUCAAAACACCCUGUAUGCCACCAAGAGGCUGAUUGGACGUCGCUAUGACGAUGCUGAAGUCCAAAAAGACCUGUAAGUGCUCCAUGUUUGAUACAAAAGGACUGAACAGAAUGAUAUAGCAGACUGUUUAAUUAAACCUGUUUGUUGUUGUUGUUGCUCACAGGAAUAAUGUCCCCUACAAGAUUGUCCGAGCAUCUAACGGUGAUGCUUGGGUGGAGGCUCAUGGGAAAAUGUAUUCCCCAAGCCAGGCUGGAGCCUUCGUCCUGAUGAAGAUGAAGGAGACUGCAGGCAAGACUGCAACUACUCAUGUUUCUUAGCCUAAUACACACUUGACAAUACUUUGACUAAUAUUAUUUAAAUUUACCUGUCAGUUUUAGAAAUGAUUUUAAUGUCUGUGUCACAGAGAACUACCUGGGAACCAAAGUGAAAAACGCUGUGGUCACUGUCCCUGCCUACUUCAACGACUCACAGAGACAGGUACACACACACACGGAGCCUCUCUACAGCUGUUUCCAUUUCCAUUUUCCAUAUUUAAGCUUUUGAUAAUUUUUUUAAAUGUUACCAUCAAACAUUCACAAAAGUUUUCAAAGAACAGUUCUGGGUAGUCAAAUCUCCAUAAUCAACCACAGCCUUGAGCAGGACUUCGCACUUCAACUCUACCUUAAAAUGCUGUUCCUGAUAUGCUGAAGUGAUUUUACAUAAAAUAAAACAAGUAAAUCUAAUUUUACCUCCUAGAGUUGAAAGUGUUAAGAGUUAAUCAAUCCAUGAAAAGGGGGCCUCAAUACUGAAAUGCAUUUAUCCAAAAACUGUAAACCUUUGCUGCAUUUAGCGCCAUAAAAAAUAUGGUCACACGGUCUUAAAGAGUGAACAGGUGAAGCCUAUGUGUUUUUAGAGGGCUUUUGACAGCCUAUCUGGCCUGGUAUAUAUACCAAAGUGUUUUCAGUAUCUGUUUUGUGGUUUUGUGUACAUGUGGAGUCUUUUCAUUACACUGAUAAUUGAAGGUAUGGUUUUAAAUCACACAAAAAGGGCUUGUUUGCUUUUGCUUGGUCUGUUCUCAUCCAAGCAAGGCCUAAAACAGACUGAAACAAACCUGGUCAUGACAUAGUUUUAGCAGAUCAUGCAGGACCAAUCUCUAAAUCUUACCAGUGUAGGAUAUGAGUAAGGUUUUCAUGAAGGAAGUGUUUUUAAAUAUUGGUCAUCAUGUGGUCAAUUUUAUGGUCCUGGCACCUUCAAGCAGUCAGACUUGUCUAAUUUAUUUCUUUGAAUUCAGGCUACCAAAGAUGCUGGACAGAUCUCUGGUCUGAACGUCCUGCGUGUGAUUAAUGAGCCAACGGCUGCUGCCCUGGCUUACGGCCUUGACAAAACCCAAGAUAAGAUGUGAGUGAAGUGAGAUUUAACAAUAACAAAUAUGUAAACAGCUCUGCACGGAAAAACUCUGACACUAGCUUGUGUUUGUCGUCAGUAUCGCUGUGUAUGAUCUGGGUGGAGGUACAUUUGAUAUCUCAGUCCUGGAGAUCCAGAAAGGAGUGUUUGAGGUCAAGUCCACUAAUGGAGACACCUUCCUGGGAGGAGAGGACUUUGAUCAGCAUCUCCUAAAACACAUUGUGAAGGAGUUCAAGAGAGAGGUGAACUGCUAAAUCUGAAAAGGAUUCUCUCACCUGUAGCUCAUCUUGCAAUGUCUUCAUUUCAUGAGCAUUACAUGUUCUCUUUUCAGUCUGGUGUGGAUCUGACCAAGGACAACAUGGCUCUGCAGAGAGUACGAGAGGCUGCAGAGAAGGCAAAAUGUGAACUCUCCUCUUCACUGCAGGUACACACAACUCCUUAUCCUCUCAGGUGUGAGAUCAAAACCCAUUUCAGUGUACUGCUGUCAAAAAAACAGGUUGUAGCCUGAAUUCAGCUUUCAGUCAGCUGUUUGGACAGUGUGUGUCUGGCUCAGUGUUACCACCACAUCCAGAGCAGCUCCGACCUGGAACAGCGGCAAUUUUCGCCAUCCGCCAAUUCCUACCGGGUCCGUUUGUGAGGCUAAUUCUGUGGCGGACAGCAGGAAUAGUGAGAACUCACAAGAACCCAAGGAUUCACGUGCAACCGCGUAACAAGUUGUCUCUAUAAAGACAGCCACAAAGUUCGUCCCUGCCCAUUUGCAUGGUGUGAAAGAUCUGCCUGAAACGCAAAGUGUUUUAUUUUGAAAAGAGGCCAGAUGGUUUAUUUCGUGUCUGUGCCCCACUUCCUUUCCAGCACGGAUUAAUCUGUGCUGAAUUUAUCCGGCAUGCUCCGGCAUCCGGAAAAAAUAGAACUCUUGCGAUUAGCUGUGGAGUCUGGCAAACCAAUGGAAAUUGACACAAUAACUUGAAUGGUUUCAAUCAGCUGCAAUUGGUGGAUACGGCCUUUUUUAGUAGCCAUUCCGGAUGAGUUGGAAAUUGGGGGUUACAGUGAAGAGGAGGUGCUGUAUCAUAUCACUGCAGUUGUCUCGUCUUAGAGUCUACUGCUGUUGAGUUGCUUCAGGACUUUGUCUGGUGAGAGUGGCCUGUCGUGGUAUUGUCAGCAGAUUGACCUAGUACAAGGCCAUACAAACAUUUUAUUCUUCAUAAAUAACACUGAAUGACUUCUACUCUUCUAAUUGUAGAGCAAAACUGCUGGCUGUUUAAGCAGAUAUACAGUAUUAUGCACAUAUUCAUGGAGGGAGGGGGGAGUUGAUUUAUAGACCCAUCUAUUUAUUUUGCCCCCAUUUUUUAUAACCAUAAAGUUGCUGUUUCUCCCAGAGUUUACAUGUUUUAACUUGAUGUUUUGGAUUAUUAGCUGUUUUAGAUUAAUUCAGAGGUCAGCAUUAACCAACCUUUCUUAAAAUCUAAAAGAAACAUGACCACUGCACUGACACUGGGGCUGUGUAGAUACACCUGUAUUCACAGUAAUUGUCUUUAAAAAAAGGAAAAAAGAUAAGAAUCAACUUUUUCGACCUGUAGGUCGAAAAAGGUGACCUGUAGCAGUGACCUGUAGCAGCCCUUUGAGAUCUAAUUAAACAUUUUCAAAAUCUGGUUUUCCAAGAUCUGUUUUAAACCCCCAAACAACAUUUAAGCUGGUACCACCUAAGGAUAUGAAUCAUUUGAAAAUUUGUACUUCAUACUUCUAAAUAAGAUUUUAGUUUAGUUUUAGUUUUUAGGAAAUAAAGCAGCCUAAACACAAGACACAAGACUAUCAAGUCACAGGACUGGUUAUGUGGAGAAAUCAUCAAAUUGAACUUAAUCAGACACGGAUAACAACAUAUAAGGUAAUUGCACGUAUAAGUCAAGUUAAUGAGGUAAUGUGUUGUUCAGCCAUGUCCUGCAUUUCCUAAAUUUGAUUGAUUUGUUUUUUAUUUACAACGUCCCUUUUUUAUAUCUACAACUAUUUUAUGGACAUAAUAACCCCUGAGGAAAAAAUCUAAUGUUGAGACUUUCUAGAUUCAAAUGCGGCAUUAUUUUUGCACCAAUGUUUGAUAGCAAAUCUCAGAUUCAGAUUUUUGAGGUUUCUUUAACCCUCGGCUCCUUGUAAUUUAAUGCCCCACUCAGCCUUGCUUGGACAUGUAGAUUAGUGUUCAUAAAAUAUUUUUUUUUACAUUUUUAAAUACUUUUUGUGACUCAAAUAGGGCUGGGGCGAUUCGUCUACGUAAACAACUACAAAAAUUCGUCAACGCGUAGCAUGAUGAAAUAGGCAAUGGCUACUUCAGGUAACAGUGGAAGCAUGGGCGGCAAACAAGCUCCACCUAAUGGGGUCGAUUUAAAAUCAACUUAAGCAUGAUCUAUGAGCAGCUCUUCUUAAUCAAUGCAUGUGUUCUUCCUGGCUUCCUCGUUAACAUUUCCAAGAUCGCGCUGCUUUCAUUCAUGGAGACAUGCAGUGACCUGUCAAUCAAAUGACCCACUGCGGGUGCAGCAACCCCCUUCGUGGACGCUGCAUCAUACGCCCUGCAUCCCAUAUCUAAUUCAUUCACUUUAAGCAGUGAGCUCGGAGCUGAAGCAUCAGUUUUGUGCUUUUAUUUGUCCUAUAACUCGCUGAUUAAUCAGCUGUGUGAUCGCUGAUUGCUCGCUAAUUGCUACUACUCGGCGCUCGCGAGCACUGCUGCUAUGUAUACUGAUACCAAUCUGCUUUAAAACAUUCACUCACCUUCAGACAUUCACUCAUUCUUUUACCAUCUUCAUGGCAUUCAUACUUUUCUCACAGUGACAGUUCAAAAAGUCACAGGAUUUUCUGACCUCUUCAGGUUUUAACAUUAGUGUGUAUUGCAUGGAAUGUUGGCAGCUAGAGUGCUUGACAUCAUCGCUAGAGUGAGACAGGCUGAAAAUUUAUCAUCAAAACUUUUCUUUACAAAAGGAUUGUGGCAAGUCACUUCACUCUACACCAGGGAUGGGCAAUUAUUUUUCCCAAGGGGCCAAAUGAGAAGCAGAAAAUAUUGUGGAGGGCCGGGCCAAAAGUUUAAACUGUAUUCUGCAUAUACAUUUUAAUUAUAAAUUGAAAGCAGUAAAUGGCAUUGUUUGCACUAGCUGGUAAGUGUCUGUAUUAUUAGGUAAUGAGAAAAUAAGGGUUUUAUUUAUUAUUUUCCUCAGUGCAGUGCAACAAUGGUACACAUGAAACAUUUGUAACUCUCUUUUAAAUUACAUUAACCUUAAAACACUUCUUUCUAGUAAAACACCACAAUGCCAAGUAUCAUUAACAAGAUAAAACACUUCUUUCUAUUAAAACAGCACAAUGCCAAAUAUCAUUAACAAGAUAUGUCACAUUUUUUCUUUUCACAGAUUGUAAAACUGUGCAGGCAAAAAGUAAAAAUGAACACAUUUCAGUAUUCUUUUCUUGUUCAGUGAGAGAAAUCUAGCCUUUGCUGGGCUUUAACAAGUGCAUCAAAGUCAGGCUGAAUGUCUGAGGUGGAGAUGGAAAGUACAGCUGACAGAUGAUCAUCAGUAAGAGAGGAUCUGAACCUGGAUUUGGUAAACUUAAUUACUGAGAAUGUUUGUUCACAUAUGAAGGUAGAUCCAAACAGAACCAACAUCUUCUGAGCAUGUCUCCUCAUGUUUGGAAAGUUCUCCUCCUUGAGAGAUGAGUAGAACUCCAGCAGUGAUGCUGACUUAGAGUACUCUGCCAGUACUGUGUCAGACUGCAGGUCAAUGAGCUCUAGCUGAACGUCACUGGGUGCAUUAUCUACUCUGCAGGUAAAGGGAGAUGAAACCAGGUGCAUUUCAUCCUCAAUGUUUUUACAAAACUUUUGAAUCUUUGUUUUCAACUCCCAAAAUCUUCUUAGCACUUUGCCCAGACUGAGCCAUCUGACAGCUGUGUGGUACCUGAUGUCCCAUGUUCAUUCUCAUGCUCCUCUAAAAGUGCAACAAACUGCCUGUGAUUUAAUGCUCGUGCCCUGAUAAAGUUUUGGUUACAACAUUGAUAACAUGGUUAAGUUUUAGCACAGACCUGCACAACGCAUGCUGAUGUAUAAUACAAUGUAUCAACACCAACUUAUGCUCUGAGCCAAGUUCAGUCACUUAAAAAAAAUCUAUUUUUACUUUAUCUUGGAUCUGUUUCAAAAGUCAGACAUUUUCCCCCGUCAAAUUCGGACAACCAUCAGUAGUGACACCUACCAGUUUAUCCCAUUUUAGUCCAAGCUUGACCAUGCAUGCAUCUACCUCCUUGAACAGAUCACUCCCCGUUGUCGUUCCUUUUAUUAACCUCAAUGCUGCCUGCUCCUCCGUAAUCUUGAAGUCCUGCCUUAUUCCUCGGAGAAAUACCAGUAACUGGGCAGUGUCACGGACAUCACAGCUCUCAUCCAAAGCCAAAGAGAAAAAGUCAAAACUUCAACUCCACUUUUUAGCUGAAGUUUGAGAACCCCUGCGAUGCCUUCUACCAUUCUGGUGAUGGUUCGCAUGGACAGCGGGACUUUUUCAAACGUUUCUUUAUUCUCAGGGCAUAUUAGCGUGGCAGAGUCCACCAAGCACUCCUUCACAAACUCACCAGUUAAGAAUGGCUUGCAGUUUUUAGUGAUUUUGUGGGAUAUUACAAAGCUGGUCUUGGUCGCUGCAUCCCGGGCUGUAUGUAGCUUGGUAAAAUAGCCUUGUUGUUUUGCUAGCUUUGCUAGCAAGUCUUCCGAAAUUUGCGCUCUCUCAGCCUCCGCCAAGUGUCUGUAUUUCUCUGCGUGUUUUGUCUCAUAAUGCCGACUCUGCCUACCGCCUGUAUACAGAUUUGAAGCCAAAUAGCUCUCGGUAUUUCCGGGAUUUUUCUUCAUUUCCUGAAACCAGCGCUGCGCAGUAGCAAUGAGUGCAUUCGGCUGCGCAGUCGCAGAGAGUCGCUGUGAUGACGCUCGGCUCAAACAGUGUAUCCCCCGGGAGAGCCCCGCAAUCCCUGAACGCCCAUAGGCUGUAUCAGUUGUCAAUCAUAGAAAACAUGAACCCCCUAAUAACUUUUAAAAACGGAGCUUCACAGUAAAAAGAGGACUUGAGCACAAACCAGUCUUACAAUAACUACAUGUCAACAUCACAAGCAGGCGGGAGAAAAAAUUAUGUUCUGUGUAAUAAAUUUCUUAAGUUUGUCCACAGCUCCAUAAGCUUUGCUGGCAGUGCGGGAUUUAUGACCUAUACUGCAACCCAUCAACAAAGGGUGCUGUUCUCGGAGUGGCUUCACUCAGCGAGGUGGCAGACUGUCCAUUUUAUAUACAGUCUAUGUUUAUAACCCUUCACUAUACAAACUUUAUCAUCUAUCUCUUUCUACAAACUCUGAGCUACAGAAACCGUCCAGGGCUAAAUAAAUUCAGUUCAUUGAAGACAUUAUGGGAUGCAUUCAGGAUUAUUUUUUAUUUAAAUUUUUUUUCCACACUAGUUUCAAUUUUAAUUUUUAUGCAUUAUUUAAUUCUUUAAAGAAAUUAUUUAAACUGAUUUAAACCUUUCUGACACUUCUAAUACUUUAAGAUUUUUAAUCAUUUUAAUUUCCCUGUUUUAAAUCAUUUAACGAUUUAUACAUCAUUUUAUUCUUCAAACAAAUUUCAACUCAUUCAAGCUGAUAUAAACCUUUCUAGUACUUCAAACAUUUUCAAACUGAAGGAUUUUUAAUCAUUUUAAUUUUCCACACACUGAUUUUUUUAAACAAUUUAUGCACUAUUCAAUGAAUUCAUCCAAAUCAUUUAAAAAAAUUCAAAGCUUCCUCAAAAUUCAAACAUUCUUAUCUUUCAUAGACUUUCAAAAUUCAAUAGCAGUUAAGCGAUAGCAAUUUCAAACAGAGCAAUCCCACUCACAAUUUCUUCAGAAAUUGCAUUUUCUAGUUAUUACUAUUAAAGCGACUUCCACCGUUUUUUAUGCCUUAACUACUUCCACAUACUUCAAAAUAUUCAAACUUCAAAAUAUUCAUCUCAUCGAGGAAAUUCAGCGGUGUAUCCCGAUUUUUCCCAACAUUCAUAAUUUCCGAGUUAUUCUCCCAUUAGAAAUGCGUUACGGAAUGUUCAAAUUGGCCCUUUCCUCACAUUUUCUUUACACAACUUCAAAAGCCUUCAGCUCACCCAUACUUCCACAUUGAAACUUCAUUCAAACUUCAAAACAUUCACUCACCUUCAGACAUUCACUCAUUCAUUUAUCAUCUUCAUGGCAUUCAUACUUUUCUCACAGUGACAGUUUAAAAAGGCACAGGAUUUUCUGACCUCUUCAGGUUUUAACAUUAGUGUGUAUUGCAUGGAAUGUUGGCAGCUAGAGUGGGUGACCUCACGGCUAGAGUGAGAGGGGCAGAAAAUGAAUCCUCAAAAUUUUGUCUUCAAAGCCGUAGGGCACACACAGUGGCUAGGGCAGACUCCAACUGCCACAGACACCCCUAAAAUAUCCCCACCUUUCUCCAUUUACUCCAGUAUAAAUCUGAGAGGUGGAUAUUUAGAGGAAACACAAACUGGACAUGUUUUUAACUUGUCCUAGUGAACACAUUUUUGGUUCCACAGACACAUAAAUUAUGUCAACAUGUUCAGCUGGGUCUUGUGGUUCUCACAAGCUCAUUAUCAUUUAAAUAGCAGUUACACAGGAUGAGCAUUAGGGCGUACUUUGAGCAUUUCUUUCUCAGCCUCAAUUCUCCUUUCUCCUGCUGUUGUGAUGCAUCUACCCUCACCAUGGCUACCAACUAGAGCACCUGGAGACACACAGCUGACUGGAAAGCUGCGUCUAACAGGUGUAGGAGACACAAGCCAGGCUCAGUACACAGAGUACUGGGUGUUACAAUAAAACCCUUCACUAGAGUUAUUUGACAAACUUUGGCUACAGAAACCAUGCAGGGCUAAAAAAAAUCAGCUCAUUGAGGACAAUAUGGGGUCUAAUCAGGAUUUUUAUUAAUAUAAAUUUUCCCCAUUUUUCAAUCACUCAUUGAUUACGCAUUAUUUAAUUCUUCAAACUAAUUUAAACUGAUUUCAACCUUUCUGAAUCUUCAAACUUUCAUACCUCCAGAUUGUGAUCAUUUUAAUUUUUUCACAUAUUUUCAAAUUCAGCCAUUUGCAAUAGCAGCUCAGCAAUAGUAUUUUUAACUGGCGCAAUCCCACUCGCAAUUCUUCAGAAACUGCAUUUUCUAGUUUUGAUUGGUGAUGUACCCUUAUUUGUGCAUAUUUAGUUUUUUUGUCUUUUGCCUAUCAUGGAUGCACAUGUAAGGUUAAAAGACUUGUAGGGCUGCACAUUAUUUAAAUGAAACAAAACUAUUUAUCGGGAGUAUUUGCUGUCAUCAUAAGGAGUUUAUGGGCUCUUGCCUGGUGAUAUGAAGUGAGUGAAUCAAAAAAUGACUAAAUUAUGUUUGUUUUCUCUUUCAGACUGACAUCAACCUGCCCUACUUGACCAUGGACUCCUCAGGUCCCAAACAUCUCAACAUAAAGCUGACCCGCUCUCAGUUUGAAGGCAUCGUGGCUGACCUGAUCCGCCGCACUGUGGCUCCCUGUCAGAAGGCCAUGCAGGAUGCUGAGGUGUCGAAGGGGGACAUUGGAGAGGUGCUGCUGGUUGGAGGAAUGACCCGCAUGCCCAAGGUACAAAACACACUACAGAGACUGAGCUUACUGGUACUUUCACAGAGGUGUAAAUGUGGCUCAUUUUUAUAGUAGAGGAGGAGAACAUUCAGUCACUUGUAGCAGAAAAAAGGUCAAGGAUGACCCUGACUUAACAUUCUUAUCACAAGGGUCCUUUAGUGAGGAAGACAAAAUGCUUGAAACUUAUAAUGGGAUUCAUGGAAAUAGGAAUUUUUGAAUGAAUUUAACUGACAGAACACAUUCAUUUGACAGUCAAACAUAUGUCAAUUCAAGGAAGCAUGUCUACACUAUAAAUCUGCUGAGUGUUUGCAGAGUAUUGCUAUAUACUUGGCGCACACACUGCGGUGCAGCAACCAUGUGUGCUGCAUAUGCUGAUACAUCCUGAGUCUCAGGUAGCGCCAUGUAAAAGAAAUAAAUAAGUGUGGCAACCUUUAAUUUGUUAUGCGCCCCAGUGAAUAAUAUGUAAGGGAAACCCUGUACAUUUAUUAUCACAUUAUGCAUAAUCAAUGGCAAAAUUAUAAUACACACAGUUCAAUAAAAACUUAAAAGAAAAGGAUUUAGGUUUUUAAAAAAAUUCAUAUUUUGCCCACUUACUGCCACUCACUCUUACUCUGUCUCCUCGCUGAUUUCUGUGUGUUAGGUUGUGUGCUGAGUACUCUAGCGGGCACAAUUCAGGAAACAGGGGUCUGGAAAAGACAAACUACCUACCACACCUGGGUUUUGCUUUGCUUUUGUGGGGAGCUGUGAGAUAAUCGGGGGGAUUCACACUUAGAGGAAAAGCAAGCCCAAAUAAACAACUCUUACUUAAAAAAACAAGCCCCCCCAAAAAAAACGCUAGCUGCGACUUUCAAGUUUUACAAGCGACUUCUGAGAAAAACAAGCCCAAAUUCGCUUAUUAUACACUGACUUGGCAACUAUGUUUCCAUCACGAGUCAACAUUUAAUAUAGAAAGCAUUUUCUCUCAGUUACAGACAAAGGAUUUCACACACAAAUUAAAGACAGAUAACAGCAAAACUAGACAGUCAUUGUAUAAAUGCUGAGCUUUGUCCCGCCCAUGGGCUCUAAGCGUUUCUGGGGGUCUAUGGGGCAGUGAACUGGCCCAGAUGCUUGGUUUUCUGCAUGAUUAUUGGAUGAUCUGUCUGAAGCGGAAUCCCCUUUUGAUUGACAGCGAAAUGGGCGUAGCAACAAGGAAUUCCAAUGGAUCCGAAACGGCUCCGCUCCACUCCGGACUGGCAGGCGGAUCAAAUACACAAUCAUGGCACCCACCUGCUCCGAUCCACCACCCCCAUCGGAGGAUAAGCUAUUGCGACAUUACAGAUAGUUCUUGCGAGACUGGACAGGUCUAGAGAUCUUGCGGGUUUCCCCCUGACAUUGAAUGAGAUCCGAUCAGUGUUUAUAAACGGCAGUGUAUAUAAACACCCAAACCCACAACCCUGGUCUCUCAGUUCAAUGUAUUGACUUUCCUUUAAUUUGAAAAUUGACUGGAUAUUUUACUCUGUAGUCACAUACAACUUCCACUGCUGCUUGUGCUGCACUGCACUUAAGUGAUGCGCCGUGCUGCGGCGUCCAGCCAAAAUAGAAGCCUUGCGUAUCUGAUCCAGCCGCUGGAGCUGAUUCGCAGCGGAGCCGAAUGGCGGACAGAAUCUGUGGAAUGACACACAUUGAUUAAAAUGCUUGCAUAAUUGAUCCGUCUGCCAUACUGGAGCGGAGCAGAGCCGUUCCGGAUCCUGUGGGUUUUGCCCAUCAGCAAUUUUAAAGUAGAAGUAUCCACAGGAGCAUUUUCCUAGUUUUCCACUCCUUUAUUCUGAGCUGAUGCGGAGACUUUACUGAUCCCCAGCGACUUUUCUUUGUUAAAAACGACAAGCGUUGAGUUUGGCAACUCUUCUGUCACAACAGGGUCACUGAUCAUUUUCUUGCAAAGGAAGGAACAAGGAUAGAAUUUACAUAUAAAUAAACACAUUUAUGAUGUAGGCUAGGAAGACAAUGUUCUUCCCCUCUUUGAAAGACUAGCAGCCUUGAAGUUCAAGGGAUAUCCUGGUAAGUUUAAGUCAUGGUCAAACACACCGUAACACUGAAGGUCCUUACACACCAGCCAAUUUGCGAAGCGAAAAAGCGGGACGAAAAUGCAGAGAUAUUUGCCGGUCCGAAAAAUAGCUUUAGCUUUUACACACCGGGUGACCACUCUGUGGUACACACUCUCCCCCAUCGUUGCUCUUGGUGCUAGUGGUCGUGUGUGUCGUGUGAACUGCAGCCGCAUGGGUCUGUGCCAUCAUUAACAACAUGACUUUUGAUUGGCCAGAGGUCUAGCAGGUCCAGAUAUUCGCCUGGGAAUCUCAGAAAAAUUCGACACAAGAGUGAAAAAAUAAAAGAGCCUUUAAUCGCCGCGGAAAAAUAGCUGCCGGUGUGGAAGCUUGCAUUGACUUUAUGUUGUUUUAAAAAAAGGCGAAUAAAGGCGAAUAAUUCACCUGGCGAAUUCGCGCCUGGUGUGUAAGGACCUUGAGAGACGAUUUAUGCCGACUGCUUGCUUCUCUAGUCAUACCAACUUCAGCAACAACUGCCCUAUAGCAAUACACAUAUACAUUGCACAAUGACAGGAGGCAGAGCCACAUAGUAAAUACUAUAUAUAGUCUAUGAUUACCAAGUUUUCCAUAAAAAAGACAUACGACAUUUUUCUGAUAUAGUUUGAUAUUUUUGUAUCAUAUGACACUAACAUGCAGCUGAAGUAGAGCUUUAGAUGUAAAACUCUUGUGUGUUUCUCUUUAGGUUCAACAAACUGUUCAGGAUCUGUUUGGCCGUGCUCCCAGCAAGUCUGUGAAUCCUGAUGAGGCUGUUGCCAUGGGAGCAGCCAUCCAGGGUGGAGUUUUGGCAGGUGAUGUCACUGAUGUGCUGCUGUUGGAUGUGACUCCACUGUCACUGGGUAUCGAGACGCUGGGCGGGGUCUUCACCAAACUCAUUAACAGGAACACUACGAUCCCCACCAAGAAGAGUCAGGUACAUAAGGGGACAGCCUGUAAUUUAUGGUCUAAUAUUAAUUCAGUUUUUUUUUUUUUUCUUGACCAGUGUGUAACAAUGUUUCACUCCCUGUCUCUCCUCUACUCCAGGUGUUCUCCACAGCUGCUGAUGGGCAGACUCAGGUAGAGAUUAAGGUGUGCCAGGGUGAGAGAGAGAUGGCAGCAGACAAUAAGGUGCUGGGUCAGUUCACCCUGGUAGGAAUCCCACCUGCACCUCGGGGCGUUCCUCAGAUCGAGGUCACCUUUGAUAUUGAUGCUAAUGGCAUUGUCCACGUCUCCGCCAAGGACAAAGGCACAGGCCGAGAACAGCAGAGUAUGUAUCAAUCAUCAUGCAUAAUCACAUGACUGCCAAAACCGAUCCAGUAUCACUUGGUUUUUGCAGCAGUUUAUUCUCUAUGUUAUAGUCAAUGCACCACUAAAUAAUCACAGUGCUCCUGUUUAAGAUCUUGUGUUAUGUGUUGUCUUUCCUUAGUUGUGAUUCAGUCAUCAGGAGGACUCAGCAAAGAUGAUAUUGAGAACAUGGUCAAGAAUGCUGAGAAGUAUGCAGAGGAGGACAGAAGGAGGAAGGUAAAGAUGAGAAACAGGGAAGUAAACUUUAACAGGUAUUCAUUCUGUCCACUAGAUUUAAAUAGCUAUUAGUUAUUGAUGACUUUUGGGAAUAUCACGAUAUCGCUGUGUUCUCUUAUGCCUGUGUAGUCAAAUUUUUAAAAUUGUUGAACAGCCCGCUCUUUCUGACUGUAAACAAAGUCAUUCUCCACCUCCCUGACCUGAUUGGUUGCGGGGCAGAUGCUGCUCCCUCUUGUUGUGAGGCACACUCCUCAUCCUAAAAUAACACGCACAACCCCAAACAAAGUUAGCUUGCUACAAUAUCAGACUGUAGAAACCAAACAGAAAGUACAGAGAGUUGUCUGAAUCCUCCUUUGGCAGAUGCUGCUCCCUCGUGUUGUGAGGUACAAUCCUCGUCCUCGAAUAACAUGCACAAGCCCAAACAAAGUUAGCAUGCUACAAUAUCAGACUGCAGAAACCAAACAGAAAGUACGGAAAGUUGUCUGAAUCCUCCUUUGGCAACGACCACCAACACAAGCAAGAAAACGAAGUAAAUACUGGAGUCUCUGGCGGAAUAAUGGUGCUCAAAAAGAAGGUAGACCAGACCAAAGCUAAAAAGCUGGGUCAACACCAAUGAGGCAUAAACGAUGGGGGACGCUUCGGGAUCUUAGGGACCCUGUAACUUCUCUGCUGGACAUGUAAAGUGCUUUAACAAAGUAAGGCAAGUGUCUGUAACAGAGGUGUUUCUUGUUGACCUGCUGCGUGUUGUAGUGCCGCUAAACUGUUUCCUUGGGUCCUGGAGUAUGUCACUUUAUCCUAGUUGUAGAAGUCUGUUGGUAGUCUGUUGUUAUCUACAGUUACACCAAUGCUUUUUACUUAGUGGAUGAGUGAUUCACCUAUCAUGCCUAGUGCCUACCAUACAAGCCUGUGGAGGCAUUGCUAUGAUCUGGGGUUGCUGCAGUUGGUCAGGUCUAGGAUCAGCAACAUUAUAUGCCCAAAGAUUGAGGUCUGCUGAUGACCUGAAUAUACUGAAUGACCAAGUUGAAGGCAAGGUUGAAUGCUUGGAGGUGGAGAAUAAGACCUUUCUUCCCUCAGUCAUCAUGGGAAACAUCAACUCUCUACCCAACAAAAGUGAUGAGAUGGAGAUAUUGGUGAAGUCUGAGAAAGCAUACCGUGAGUCCAGUCUCCUGUGUUUUAUUGGAGCCUUGUUGAAUCAAAAUAACUUUUUUGACUCCAGCGUGGAUUUACCUGGCUUUACUCUCAUAAGAUCAGACAGAGAUGCUAAAGCUUGUGGCAAGAAGAUUUUGUUCCAAGAGAAUUCAGUCAUAUCAUAACAAUACUUGUUUACAUCCCACCCAAGGCAAUGGCUGAAAUUCUGCGCAAUGUUUUACAUGAUACAGACUCAGCACCCUGAGGCACUAAUAAUAAUAUCAGGAGACUUCAACCAUGUCACCCUCUCCUCUCACCUGACUGGAUUUACACAGUUUGUUAACUGUCCUAUCGGAGUAAAAAAAAAAAACCUGGAUCUGCUGUAUGCCAAUGUCAAAGAACUUUACAGAGCCACUGCCUUACGACCACUGGGCAGUCAGAUCAUAACUUGGUCUAUCUGCAGAGCUGUUACAGACCUCGUGUACCGAUGCAGCCUGCGACUUUAAGGCCCCCUGUUAGGGCAUUUUUCAUCAAGUUCAAAUCGGUCCAAGAGGUCCCACUAAAGUAAAUUUAAAGUUUUUUGUCUAAAACACCAGUUUAUCUGUGGAUAUCAGCCAGCUUGUACCCCCCUCUAUUUGAGUCCACUGAGAACAGGCUGUUUCUGUGCCUGUGCCUUAACAUUUUUUAAAAUUUUUAUUUAAUCUUUAUUUUAUCAGGCAGUCUCAUUGAGAUCGGGAUCUCUUUUACAAGAGAAGCCCGAGAACAAGGAAAAUUCACAAUCAACACAGCACAACAAACAAGAGGUAAAAAAGGAAUCAGUUAAAACAGUUAAAGCGAUUAUUGUAAACAUCAGAUCACAGGUAUUUAAAAUUUCCAAGUUGAAUGAGAGACUCCAGUUUAAGAGCAGUUUGCAGCUCAUUCCAUUUAAAAGAAGCAUUGGUAUAUGGAAUAUCUAAGGUCGGAUAGUUACUGUGAUCUGUGGCUACUAGGUUUAAAUAAAAGAAAAGAUGUUAGGUAGCUGGGAAGCUUCAGCAGAAGAGCUUUAUCGAUGAAAAACAUGAGAUGGAUGUCUUUUCCCGACUGUAAAGAAGUCCAGCCAACCUUUUGAUAGAGGUAACAGUGAUGAGUGCGAACUUUGUCAUUAGUGAUGAGACGUAGUGCACUAUGAUAAACAGGAUUUAACUGCUGAAUAGUUGAUGGUAGAGAUGCACCAAUAAAUCGGCCGGUUUUAUAUCCAACCGGCCCCAACUGGUGACCGGCCGGUCACUGUCGUAAUUUGCCGGUUUUCCCUGAGCAAACUGACACUCAUGCGCGGUGCGUAUCAGCCCAGAGCAAAACUGCUAAAAAUUAGCAAGACUCAGGAGGAAAACAUGUCGGUGAUUUGACACUGUGUGCCAGAGCGACCCAAAACACACUGUUUGUAAUGCUUGCACGUCAAAAGUCAGCCGUGGAGGAUCAACGCCUAAGACAUUUGGAACAACAAACUUAAUACGCCACUUGGAAAAGAAGCACCCAGGCUUGUUUAGCAAAUAUAAGGAAUACACUGCCACUAAGAGGAGGGAUGCAGCAGAGUCGCAGCGACCACAACAACAACCCUCCGCCGUGGCUCCUAUGUUCGACAUCAGCACUGAAAAGUCCAAAGCCACCACUAGGAAAAUAAUGGAGUUCGUGGCACUGGAGGACCAGCUGUUUAGCGUAGUACAGGAUAAAGGCUUCGUGAAUCUGAUGAAACACCCUACUUGGUAAUUUUUACCGUGGACUCAGGUGUUUAACCAGAUUUACGAAGCCUUUUCAGUGCUGAUGUCGAAUAUAGGAGCCACUGCGGAGGGUUGUUGUGGUCGCUGCGACUCUGCUGCAUCCCUCCUCUUAGCGGCAGUGUAUUCCUUAUAUUUGCUAAACAAGCCUGGGUGCUUCUUUUCCAAGUGGUGUAUUAAGUUUGUUCUUCCAAAUGUCUUAGGCGUUGAUUGGUACAAACUACCAAGUAGGCGGUACUUUUCUGACACAGCGCUGCCAGAGUCGGUUGAGAGAGGUACUGGAGGGGUAGUCAAUAAAUUACAUUGUACCAGGCAAAUGCUGGGACGUUUUUGAAUGUUGUUUGAAUGUAAGUUAGUUAUUGACCUGUAAACUGGACUGAAUGUUAUGGUCAGUGUUGAAAAUAAAUCUGCUCAGGAGGCGCUCUCACUCUAUUUCUUAUUUGUGAGGUUUUAUUCUUGAAAAGGGGGGUUAUGAUAGCAUAUAGCCUACCAUUAGUUGUGCUUUUAAUUGCAGUUAAGCAAAAUGUUGUCUGGGAGAGGGGUACUUAAAUUAAAAUUGGGAAAGGGUACUCAAGCCAAACAAAUAUGGUGUCUAUUAUAUGAUUUUAAUUAUUUCUCAGAUAGAAAAUCGGUAUCGGAAAAAUCUGUUUUAGCAGGUCAGACCUCCUUUAAAACCGGAAAUCGGUAUCGGCCAAGAAUAUUGCAAUCAGUGCAUCUCUAGUUGAUGGGGCUGCAUGGCAAUACAAGAUGUCACCAUAAUUAAGGACAGACAUAAAGGUGGAUUGUACAAUGAUUUUCUGGUUGGACGGUGAUAGACAGCCUUUGAUUCUGUAUAAAAAGCCUUAUUUAAUUUUUUAUUUUUGAGUUAAUUUCUGAAUAUGAGUCUUGAAAGAUAGAUUACUGUCUAGCCAAAUUCCUAAAUAUUUGUAAGAAUCAGUGAGGGCAAUUCUUGAACUAUUUAGGGUCGUGAUUGUGGGAAGGUCACAGAUUCUAAUGGUGGAUGAUGUGGAGAAGAUCAUGCAUUUUGUUUUUUCAGCAUUUAAAGCUAGUCUGUGAUUACGGCGAGAUAAUUGAAAAAAGUCAAAGGCAGUCUGUAAAUUGGAGAGAGCUUGGGCUGGGGUAGAACAGGGGGCAUAUAAAAUACAAUCAUCAGCGAAAAAAUGGACGUUACAAUAUUGGAUUGGUAGAAUAAUAUUAUUGAUGUAAAGUGUAAAUAGCGGUGGACCAAGGAUAGACCUCUUUAUGAAAGUGAGUGGACUAGAUUGAAAACCAAACAGUCUGAGUUCUGUCAGAGAGGUAAGAAUGGAACCAGUUAAUUGAAGAGCUAUUUCGACCUAUGCACUGUAAUUUGUGAAGUAAGAUUUUAUGAUCCACAGUAUCAAAUGCUUUGGAGAGGUCGAUAAGAAGAGCAGCACAAAAUUGUUUACUAUUCAGAAAGGAGACAAUGUCAUUUAAGACUGAAACUGUGGCUGUGACUAGGGCUAAAACCAGACUGUUGUGGCUGAAGUAUGUUUGAUGAAUCGAUAAGACGUAGCUGAAGAUUGACCAAUGAUUCCAGGAUUUUAGCUAAAAAGGGAAGUUUGGAAAUUGGAUGGUAGUCAUUGAGGUCAGAGAUGUCACCAUUUUUAUGUAGGGGAGUCAACGAUGAGUUUUUCCAGGAAGUUGGGAUGAUGCCAGUUGCAAAGGUUUGGUUAAAAAUGUGAGCUAAGAGAGGACUGAUGAAAUGAGCACUUAGUUGAAGGACGUAUGGUUGGAGACGAUCUGCACCUGUGUUUUUGGAAGCCUUAAACCUACAUAGAAUUUUGAAAACAUCAGUUCUGCUAACUGAAGUAAAAGAAAAUUUAGGUUAUGGUAAGUGUUUUUGGAUGAUGGAGAAGACAAAUUACUGUAUAAAAGACCAGAAGAUAAGAAGUGAUUGUUAAAGAUUUCAACUAUGGACAAUUUAUCUCAAGUAUAACCAGAUGCUUGUUUAAUAUGUAGAGGGAGCUGAGAGCAUGAAGGAUUCUUAUGAGAUGCCAUUGUUUUCCAGAAUGAAGCAGAGCUAUCAGAGGCAGAGAGAGCUGAGAGAUAAUAAUUGGAUUUGGCCUUCCUGAUAAUACUGGUGCUAAUGUUUCUUUUUUGUCAAAAAACUAACCAGUCUUCAGCAGUACCACUAGAUCUAGCCUUGGAGCACGUUUUAUCUCUACUAUGGAUGACGUUGGCGAGUUGUGGGCAGAACCAGGGACUGUAUCUGUAUCUGUAGGAAUAAUAUUAAAAGAAUGCGAAAAACGUGCCAGUGCCUCAGAAGGGUCUGUUAUAGCGAAGGUGUCAUUUAUGUUUGAAGUAGAUAAAUCAAUAAGAAAGAUGCAGGCAAUAGGACAAUGAUCACUGUUGUCAAGUGGGAAAACUCUGGAAGCAGUGUAAUUGUGUGGUCUGUUUGUAAGAAUAAUGUCAAGUAAAGUGGAAUGGAGAGGAUAGUUUAAAUUUGGUCUGGUGGGUUUGUCUAUAAGUUGAGUCAAGUUGAGUUCAAGACACAGUUCUGUCAACUUUUUAGAGCUGUCAGAGAGCCGGUUCAGGUUUAAAUCUCCCAUAACUGUUAAUUAUGAUGUGAUGUAUUGAGAGAGGACCUUACCAAUGUCAUCAACAGCAUCAACAUGAUAACAUGAUAGUCAUUUCCAAAACAUAAAUCCAGCACAAUAUAUUCAAAGCUUUUAAGAACAGACGAUGAUGAUAGUUCAUGUACUGUUAAACAGUCUUUUACAUAAAUUAAAAGUCCUCCUCCUUUGCUUUUACGAUCACAUCUAAAAAUAAUAUAGCAGUCUAUUAGGCAUGUGCCGAUAUGGAAAAUUUGAUAUCACAAUAUUAAUGGCCCGAAAUAUCAGGAUUCAUGACAGCCGCGUCGCCAGACAGAUUUCACUGGGGCACAGGCCCCAGUAUUGAUCUGCAGUGCCCCAGUAAAAAUUUCACAAAUAAAAACAAAUCACUUCAGAGUGUUAAGUAUACACAGCAUAGACUACAGCGCAUAUGCUACUUAGUAUGGUAAUUCAGUGCUACUGUAUUCACCCCACAUAAACAAUGCGCACAUGGCUAAUUAAUAUGGUAUUUAUUCACAUGUAGCGACUUCAGUUGAUGAUACUUCUGUGUCAACUCGAAAUCAAGACAGCGAUGAGAAUAACUGCGUGAGGUAGGUAACAUUAGUCGACAACAACUUAAAUAAAUUAUAUAUUAUUUUGAUUUUGAUUUGACUCCGAGAUGAAUAUCAGAAAGUUUGUUAGGAUAAAGCAGCGAGGAAUGAGAGAGGCAAGUGAAGUCCUAGCUAGCUAGGCAACAUAAGUCUAUCUUAAAUUAAUGAUAAGUUAUCUAACGGUUUUCCUUGUAUCAAUACAACCAUAUUAAUUUGCUGUGUGAGCUGUGGGGGGAAUUUCCAGUGAGUUUCAUCAGCAUGAAACAUUAUGUUGGUUAUGGUCUGCUGGUUCUGCUCAGGACCUCUGCUUCAAUGAUGAUUUUGAGUAAGCUUGUGUUAGUUGACAGAUAUAGCCUAUGGAUGGUGCAGUGGUUCUCAAAGGGUCUAUCUUCAGGAAGAAAAACAUUUUUCCCUAUCAUCAAGUCGUGAGCCAACUUUUUAAACCAUUCAAGUUUAUUUCACAGAAAAAUAGCACAGUAGACUGGGGUGCUGUAUUUUAUUUUUUUUACUUUUGUAAAUGUUCAAUUUGCAGAUGUUUACUUAAAUAUUUCAAAAAGAUUCACUGCUCUUCCUUUUCGCUUUUAUCAGUAGUGGUUUAAAAGUCCAGAGUGCACAAGUAGGCCAAAUGCAUUGCCACAGUACAUUUUAGGUGGUUAAUCAAAGAUCUAGACAACAACAUAGUCUGAUACGACUGAAUAGUUUUAAGAACUAUUUGUUUUUUUCGCGCAUUCUCAUGAAUCUUUGUGCCCCAGGUGUGCCCCAGUACAGUAUUAGGUCUAGUGACGCCCCUGAUUCACGAUAUUAUCAAGAGAUUAGCGCAUGGCUUCUAACGUUAUUAAAAAUAGCAAAAAACUGCGAAAUCAUUUCUCUGUGCACAGCAUGACACGCACAAACAAUAUGAGCAAGAGGCAGCUAACAUGGCGUUGGGAGCAUCCGCUUUUUUGGGCUUAAGUAAGCAGAAACGUCACAAACGUUGUCAAUAAUAAGCAGUAGAGUAGACCAAACUUGUUGCGGUCAUGUUGUUUUCACCUCGAUUUGGGCGAAUGAUGCUGGAUGGUGUUCACGGAGGUGGGCACAUAGGUUUGAAGUGUUUGAGACAGCGCUGCAACUUCCUUACAGCAUAAUCUGAAGAUUGGUGUCAGGUUUACCUGCUCCGUCUGUUUUGUGAAGCCGUAAAAUGCCCAUACUGCCGACGAAACCUUUUUAAUAGGAGGAUACACCAGAGGAGUUUCAUCAUUCUUAGUCUCCGACUGUACUUGUUCUGGUGUUAUGCCGUAGAAUGCACCCCUGCCGUUGAAUGCACCCCUGACGGGAGCGCGGUUGAAAGUACAUAACAAGGCGAAAUAAUCCAAGUUUCCCUUAACAUUGGGUGGAUUCAAAAGCGUGUGCCUAUAAUGAUUUCAUUCAGACAAUUCAGAUAAGCCGAAAACAAUAGCCCUCUGGUUCUGAAUAUUGGCUGUCAUGAAAAUAUAAUGCUCUCUACCUUGACAGCUUACUGUACAGUUUAUGUACCCAAGUACAUCUCUAUAUGUGCAUUUUUGGGACACAUAAAAACAGGACGUAAGUUUGCUGCUCCAUUUGACAUGUUGUCAUGAUCUAAUACUCGUGUUUUUAAAAAUAUCAGAUCAUAUCUCCUCCACUUUAAGAAGCUAAUGAGUGGAUGGGAUGCAUUGUGGACACGCUCCAACAGUGCUUUGGGUGGCCGCAAUGCAUUGUGGGUGGCCACGCAUUUUGUUGUAAAAUUUCUUCAUUUUCCCUUUAAUGUUCCCAUUUUUGUUAGGCUGGCAUCAAUGUACUUAAUUUGAGAGUUUUUUUGGAACCACCUUUCUGGUGGUUUGUUUGUACAUUUUGCUACCGAGGCUUUGACAUCGUGGGCAAGACUACAAGCGGGUUAGGUUAGUUAGUACCCGGCUUCGCUUGCCUCCGCUGAGUAAUGCUGCCACUUGUCUUUAAAUUAAAAUUUUGGAACAAUUAUUACAGUACCUCACGAUUUCAUCAUCGCGGUCGUUUAAUAUUGCAUAUCCCGAUUAAAUCAUAUAUCGGCACAUCCCUACCGUCUAUGCUUAUGUUGUCAUUUCAUAUUUUGGAGGAGAGCCAUGUUUCGGACAGUAACAUCUGGUGAGGUUUCAUGAAUGAGAAUGUUAAUAUUGUCCAUUUUUGGGAGCAGACUUCUAAUAUUGAGGUGUAAGAGAUUUAAAGUCCUGAGAUGUUACAAGUGUGGUACGGUCUGAGGUGGUGGUAACAGAUGGACAAGCAGGCAACAUAGAAGCAUUAGAAACUCUGUGUGAGACAUAUGAUGGUCAGCUGCUGUGCUUGGGCAAGUGGUCAAGUUUUUCUUUAGCAUGGUGUUGCUUUUUACUGAUAUUCAAGGACCAAGGGUGGAGUUACAAAAUUUUGGGUUGGUAAGGAAGUGACCAUGAGGUGCCUUGGGCUUAGCACCCUCUAGCAGGGAACGGGCUUCAUUGCCUCCAUAAAUGAUAAUGAUUGCAGCGAAAGCACUAGUCAUAGGGGCAGUGGUAAAGCAACAUAAAAUGGUAAAAGUAAAAUCCAAGAUGGAGGCGCAGUGCAUCAACAGUAAGGAGUAACAUUGAAAGCUCUGGUAAUGUAUUAUUUAUUAGCACUUCUCUUUUGGUUUUGCAAAAUUAAAUAAGUGGUAUAUGUUGUACUACCCAACGUCCAACUGUAAACACAGUGCUAUGGUGUUUGUAAGAGUAAAAUACUGUGUUAUGCGUUGUGUAUAACUGGUAUAGCUAACAACAGCUGACAACCGCUAACAACAACUGACAACGGCUAAUGACAGCUCACAAUUGUUAACUACAGCUCACAAUUGUUAACAGCUAACAGCUUUUUUUUCUUCUCCUUUUUUCCUUUUCUAAAUUUUUCCUUAAUUAGAAAAUAACUGCAUUAUUUGCACUUUGUCUGUGAUGCUGUUGUAACGACAAAACAAUUUCCCCCAUGGGGGAUCAAUAAAGGAAUAUUCUAUUCUAUUCUAUUCUAUUCUAUUCUAACAGUCCAUCUUGGUUUUCCAACUUGUUUACUAACACACCGUCAACUUGGGUGUCACGUCAUUCCCAGCUAUGACUUCAACUGGAGUGCAGCAUAUGAACAUUUACAGGUUGACCGCUUUACUGAAUACAUCAACUUCUGUAGAGACACAGUUAUACUGACGAAGACUGUUUGCUGUUUCCCCAACAACAAAACCUGCAUCACAAAUGACACAAAAGCAAUCCUCAACCAGAAAAAGAAAGCUUUUAGAGAUGUUGCAACCGUCUGAGUUGUUCCUUGUCAUCAAGAGUUGAAGAGGAGACUGAAGAUGGUAAAGCUGGAAUACAAAGAGAAGAGAGAGAGGAAUUUACAGCACAGCCACAUCUGUGAGGUGUGGAGAGGAAGCAGUACCAUCUCUGGACACAACAAUGAAAAGAAAAGACAGCGAAUAGUAGAUGAUGUGGAAAGAGCUGAUGAACUUAACAUGUUCUUCAACAGAUUUCACACUGUUGUCACACCCACUUCCACUGCUACUCCACCUUCCUCUCCUCAACAUAUUGAAAUCUUAACUACAACUUCUCCCCUUCCUCUUUCAUCUUGUUCCGAUGUCUCAACUGUUGCAGCUUCCUCCCUCCUAGUACAUCAGUCCUUGUCUGUCACAGAAAAAGGGGUCAGGUUGGAGCUUGACAGACUGCCCUGGGAAGGAAGCUGGCCUGGCUGAAGUAUGUCCAAGGCUGCUCAAAGACUGUGCUGACAGUCCUCAAAGACAAAGGAAAUGAUCAUAGGCUUUCACAGAUUCAACCCGCUUCUUCAGCCAGUGAACACCUGGGGUUGUGGACAUUGUAUAAAUAUUUAGGUGUAUACCUGUAUAAGUUAGACCAGUCUAAAAACUUAUACUUCAUCUUAAAAAAGGGGCCACCCUUUAGCCUGAGAAGACUCCAAUCAAUAGACAUGCAGAUGCUGCACGUUUUAGCCAUCUGUGGUGGAAAGUGUUCUAUGCAGCAUGGGGAGACAGUAUCAAACACAAAGAUUCAAGACACCUGAACAAACUGGUGAAAAAAGCUGGCUCUGUGGUUGGACUCAAGUUGGACACACUGGAGGAUGUGGUGGAGAGAUGCACACUGAGGAAGGUGGAGACUAUUCUAAAAAACAUGGAUCUUCCACUUCAUAGCACCGUGGACCAAACGACCAAUGAUAGUGGAUGGCUCCUCUCAUUGAGAAGCAGAACAAAGACUCAGAAGAUCUUUUGUACCCACAGCCAUCAGACUCUACAGCUUGACUGUAAAUAAUAGAUGACAUAAAACUUGACAUGAAACCCAGACAAUUGGAUUUCUCCUUAGGGAUAAAUGAAGUUCUUAUAUUAUCACCUUAGUUUAGGUUAGGUUAUUCCAUUAAUGGAUAUUUUUCUUCCGUGAUAGAAUGGGUAUGUUCAAAAAUAACAAUGCCAGGAUUCAUUCAGCUCAAAUUGUAAAGGAGUGAUUCAGGCAGCAUGAGACAUAAUUUUCACACAUGGAUUGGCCACCACAGAGUCCAGACCUUAAUCUUUGGGAUCCACUUGAGAUGGCUUGGAGCAGUGGUCGGACUCUCCACUGAAAUAUUAGUGUGUGAUUUUUUUUUGGCCAGGCAGUGUUUAUAUUCUUAAGAUAUCAACAAGUAGUAGUGUGUCUACAAUCUGUUUCCAACACUUGAAUACACUUGUGUACAGCCAAUUUAUGUAAUCUGUCAUUAUGUGUUUACAAUUAAUGCAUCAUUUUUUUAACAGCAGUUGUAUCUUCUGACAUUUUCUAAUCUGCUGAUAAACAAAAUUAAUUGGGAUGCAUUCUGAUACCAUGCAUCCCAAUUAAACUGAAAAAAAGUGUGGUAGUAUUGAAAUGUUCAACAUUAUCGUGUAUAGUUUCCCCUCUCUAACCCACAUGUUGUUUUGCACAGGAUCGUGUAGAGGCAGUCAACAUGGCUGAAGGCAUCAUCCAUGAUACAGAGUCCAAGAUGGAGGAGUUCAAGGACCAGCUGCCUGCUGAUGAGGUAAAAUGUUUUGAGCUUAAAUCCUCAAGAUUUUCCAAUGUGCUAAAAAGAUCAGAAAAAAAGUUUAAAUGAACACAGUUAAGAGUGCUUAACAUUUUUAGUCCUUGCUUAAUUAGACUUGUUAAGUUUAACUUGUAAAUUUUCAGAUUUGUCUUUCUUCAUACAGUUAUGCAAACCUUGGUUCUUGGAUACAGCUGUUUAAAAAUUAGACUGUCUGUGAUAACUUCUAAUUCUCUGAUUUCUCUGCUUUAAGUGUACCAAGCUGAAGGAGGAGAUCACAAAGGUUCGGGACCUUCUGGCCAACAAGGAGUCAGAAACAGGAGAGAAUAUCAAACAGGCAGCCACCACCCUGCAACAGGCAUCACUCAAACUCUUUGAAAUGGCCUACAAGAAGGUAAAUCUAACAAAACUUUACUGUUCAAUAUUGUAUUGUAUUUAUUUUUUUAAAUGGGAACAGUACAUAUUGAUAAACAUUUACAUGUAAAUAUGUGGGAUUAUAGCCAAAUGGUUAAUUUCCAUCCCCAGUACCAUUGGCAGGUUGAUGUUAAACAUAAAAGCAAUACUGUUAAAAGUACAAAUAACAUGACUAAGACAGUAAAACAACACACUGACAACAUACACAUAAUAUACAUAAACAAUGUACACAGACCAAAAACUAUGUGACCAAUAGUAAGGGGACCAAAAAGGUUAAGUUCGCUUUCACACCUGACCAAGCGGACUCUGUUCGAUUGGGGAACUGAAAGUAGCAACAUUGUUGCAUUUUUCACUUGUUUCGGUUCUGCUUUCACACUGUGAUUUCUAAAGUGCACCGAACUUAAUGAGCAGCAUCAAGUGGUUGAAAGGGGCACUCGUUGAUUGGACAAAGUAGGAGGGGUAUGUAACCUCACGGAUUACAAACAGAGGUGGACUAGCCAUCUUGUAUUGUGCUUAGUCAAAUUAUUUAAUGGAAUGCUGCAACGUUAGUGAACGCAACUAUUCCUAUAAUACUACUGAGCUUGUCAGUGAUUGAUCCUGUUAUUUUUCUAACUUUAACAAUCUAACAUGUGACAACAUAUGAGCUCAGAGUUUAAGGACUGUGACUGUUGGUAGUUGUGAUUUGAUUUUGUUAAAAUAUGCCAAAUUGUGAAUUUAUGGGUUAUUGUUGUUCAGACAAUUGAGCUAAGCUAGCUAGCAACUGCUAAUGUCAGUGGUCACAUGUUGCCAUAGCAACAAGUGACGCCGUGCUUCCUCUACCCAAGAUGCACUGGGUAUGCACUGCGUAUAGCGUCAUUAUGUACAUUUGGUCCAGUGUUUAGUCCGGUGAGCUUUUACACUGCAUACGAACCAGGGUUCACUUGCAAGCGAACCGAGACCCACGUUUUCAGGCAGACCAGAGUUCGGAUGAGCUUUCACACCUGCCCCUACACCAGCGGACUAUCCGACGAAAUGAACUCCGGUCCAUUUUAAGUGGACCAAACAGCUCUGGUGUGAAAGCGACCAAAAAGAGAAUUCUUAAGUGCUAAAGUGCUAAUUAAAGUGUCAUGUGCUAAAGGUGUUUAAAGUGCCAUUUGCUACAUUACAGCUUGUUGAAGUGACGAGUGCAUAAGUGCGAAAUUACAUUGAAUUGCACGAUAACCAUAGCACACGAUUACACUAGCAGAUGAACCUCUAAAAUUGCACAUGGUUUGUAUACACAUAUGUAUUAUGUAAACUUCUAGUAACACAUUUGCAUAUAUGAAUGAGAAUAUGUAUACCAGAACAAAUUAAGAGUGGUACCCCAAAGCAAUUGGCCAUUUAAUCGUGACAAACAAUUUUUAGACAUGAUUAUGAUGGCAGAUCUGGUUUUCCAGCAACCAUGACUUGAGGUGUCUAGUAAAAGAAGUGAGGGUUGGGAGUUCAUGUAUGGUGCUAGGUAUUUGGUUCCAGGAUUGCAAUGCACAAAAGGAGAAUACAGCUUGACCAAAAGCACUUUUCCUAAGCGGCACAACACAGUCACCUCUAGAGCUUGCUCUGGUUGAUCUGGUUGGAUUUUUUUAAUAAAUUCUUGAAGUUGAGGUGGAGCUUGACUAUGAAUAAUUUUGUAGAUCAAUCCAGAGUCUGUGUACUAGGGCUGCACGAUAUAUCGUCUAAGCAUUGUCAUCGCGAUGUACGUUUGUGCAAUAGUCACAGAGCAGAGCCUGCAAUGUAAGAGGCAAAUGAACUCAAUUAGUUUCAAGGGUAACUGACUGAGAUACACUGCAUGUGCUUUGCAGCGAUCCACCAAUCAUCUUCGUUCUUUACUCAGUUGCCAAUCAGACUCAGUUCUCAGUUGCCAAUUAGACUACCCUGCCAGCUGUAAAUUAAAUCAGAGAGGAGGAAACCCACCCCUGCACAUGUUCUGCACAUGGAGUGAGUCGCUGGAGCUACCGGAAUUGAGCCGAGAAACGCGUGUCUGCUGAGAAUUACUUUUGGAACAUUACCCAUCACUGUUUAGCCCAACAAAAAACAAUUAUAAGGGUUUACAAUUGUACAUUUCCAUGGACUACUCUACUAUAAGCAGUGCGCGUUUUGUGAGGUGCAUGCAAUUCUCGAAGGACAUGCGUUCCUCAACACUGCCCCGGUAACAACAACAACGAUCGCAAACUGAGCAACAAACAGAGAAAACCACAGAAGAUGAAGACUUGUUGCCAAAGAAGGAAAGUCAGUUCUCUGGAAUUAUUUUAGUUACAAGAUGGAUGAUGUCGACCAAAACACAUAUUGUGUUCAUCUGUUGCCACAACAACGUCCCAGCACAAUAAAAGCUAAAAUAUCUCUGAGACCGACAGAAGCCAUUCUACUAACAUUCACAAAAAGGGGUAAGAUCAGCGCAGGUUAACUGUCCUCAAGACUUCAGCAGUGCAGCAUAACAUUAAGUGCUAUUCAGGUCAUCUGGUAAAAAUUCCUGUAUUUUUUAAUAUCGCAGUAUAUAUCGCAGGGUUGAAAAAAAUCGCAAUGUUAGUUUUUUCCAAUAUCAUGCAGCCUUAACGUGUACUUAAUAAUGUUGUCAAAUUUUAGUCGCCCAUGCUUCUUCAGUAUCAGACAGUGAUGGUACAUAUUAGGUUUUCUAUCAAGUACCUUUAGGGCCUGUUUAUGGACUGUUUCAAUUGGCUUCAAAGCUGUCUUACAAGCUGUUGUCCAGCUAGUUAUGCAAUAAAGCCUGUGUGACAUAAUCACUGCAUCGAGGUAUAGCUUAGCCAAUUCUGGAGUCAAGUUAUUUGUAAUAAAUCUGAAGUUAGAUAAAUUAAAUCUCAUUCUGUGCACAAUCCUUUUUAUCAAUCAGUCAAUCAAAUUUUAUUUAUAUAGCGCCAUAAGACGCUUUUCAAAGAACAAGAGCAGGUCUAGACCACGCUCAUUGUUUGAUGAUCAAGAACCAACCUAAGAUGGGUUUUGGCCCAUCUCAACUAACACGAGUAGCAGUGGCAAGAAAAAACUUCCUUUUAACAGGCAGAAACCUUGGGCAGGACCAGCCUCAUGUUAGACAGCCACCAUACCGCUGCUGGGUUGGGGAGGAAUGUAGAGAGAUGGAGGGAGAGAGAGGAGAGACAUGGAAGAGGGGAGAGGGCAGGGGGAGAGAGAGAGAACAAGAUAAGGGGAAGGAGAGAGAGAAUGAGUAAGGAGAGGGAGGAGGAGGGAGAGAGAGUCGAGAACGAGGGGGAGAGAGAGACAGAGGACAGCAGAAACAACAGCAGCUCAUGUAAUGGUGAAACAAAAUGAGUUCAGUUUACAGGGUUAGGAUAUGAGUGGUUAUAAAAAAUGUUAAAUUAAUUAAAUGUGAUUACAGUCAGCAGGCCUCAUCGUAGUCAGUUCUAGUUUUAUGUUAUUAAUUUCAGUAAGGCUGAUGUUCAUGUCUGUAGUAGAAGUCCAGAGGAAUCCAGGAGAAGAAGGAGCUCAGGGCCUGAGGUGGACAAUCAUAGGCGAUGCAGCUAACAGCCUAGAGGAAUCCAAGAGAAGAAGGAGCUCAGGGCCUGUUGCGUGGUUCACCUGCGGCCAUCUUGCUCGUGUCCCUCAUUACAACCAUUAUUAGGGAUUAGCACCAGAUGAAGAGGUGUUAGUUUUUGAUUUUGCACAAUUAGUUGCUGUCAGUACUUUAGUCUGGAUAAAAGAGGGGACAGAUUUAACAUGACAGGAGUUAUGUGGUAAUUAUGAUAAAGUUACAGAAAACAAAGAGGAACUGAAAAGAAAGAAAUCUACUUUUUGGAUGAAUCUAACCCAGUAUAAUGAGAUAUUGCUUAGAAAAACAAAGUACAUCAUGUUCUUGUAUUGGCCUUAUAGUAACCUCAAUUCAAUUUUCAAACGCCGAAAGACGUUUCAGGAUGUCUUAAAUGCAUGUGUUGGGUGACCCUCCACCCAUAAUCAGAAUCGGCUUUGGCUGUUGAACCACCUGUGUUUACUGUUCCUUAGAUUAAAUAUUGGUCCUGGUAUCCUGUGCUUCCUGUCUGUUGUCACUGUCAUGCCUUUUUAAAAUUGCUCGAUCCCCUCACUCAGAUUGUGUUUUAUUACAAUCCUGCAAAUUUGAAUGCACAGACAUUCACCUUUUAAUUUCAAUUUUCCUGCAUUUUUACGAUUGCUGUUUUAAAAAAAUGUUUUUUUAAUCUUAUAUAUAUAUGAAAUGCAUUAUCUAGCCGUAAACACAAAAUCUUCCAGUACACAGCUCUCACUUUCCUUCCUGCAGAUGGCAGCAGAGCGAGAGGGCAGCAGCAGCAGCAGCAGCUCAGGCUCAUCAGAGGGAGAGAAGAAAGAAGGCCAGCAGUAGAGCCUUUGCGCUUUUGUGUCAUUAGGUUUCCACGACAACAGAGGACUGUUGGACUCAGGGUUUCGACUUGGUGGGGAGGGGGUCGCAGCCAUGAGUAACAAACUGAAUCUUAGUCAUUCUCACCAAAAUAAAUUAUUCUACUGUGUUUUUGCAGUAAAAUACUCUAGAUCAAUGUCCUUGUAUGCUCCUCCAUGUUCUAUAAUGUUCUGUUUGUAAUUUAAUUGUCUCAUAAACAAUGCCAUGUAUGUUUAUUUUUACACAGCUGAAAAUUUACAUUGGGAGGUAGUAAAACUUAUUUGUUUGUCGACGACAUCUUGUAGGUUUCAUGUUUUUUCCCCUCUUUGUCAUCUUAAGCUGUUCACAUUGUUCAUGUUAGCACCGGAAGAGCCAAGUUCAGGGGCUUUGCUGCAGUAAAUAAUAUUGUGCAGUGCUCUACACUGAUAAUAGCCACAGUGGGAGGAUGAAUUUUUAUUCAUUUCAUCAAUGUUAUUCUUAAAAACCGAGUCAGAUCUGUUACUGAGUAAUUGUACAGGGACAGAGGAAAUAUAAUUAGAUAUGAAGUCUGAGUGAGGAUGAAGCCAGACUUUAGUUCUUUUUUCUUUUGUGUGUGACAGAUUAGGAUGGACACCCCUAAACUGAGACAGAGUUUAAAUCUUUGCAUCCUUGUUCUAAGCGUCCAUCCUAAACAGAGCUGACUGCGAAUAACUGAAGGUACCUAUGGUGAAUCUGGAUGUUUGAAGUUGUAUAACAGAGGAUGAGGCCAAAGUCCUCUCUUUUUUCAGACACAUAGCAGGAGAAAAAGUUGGCCAAGUUGACAAGUUGGCCAUGUCAUUAACCUUCAGAAGAACAUUUUGCCAUAUACUUCUUUUCCUUAAUUUAUGGACUGUGAUUGUUGCUGCAUGCUAGCCUGUCUGACUGAUCCAGGCAGGAGGCACCAGAUUGAAUUAGGGGAAGGUGUUCUUUAUAUAUUUUUCUUGAGGUUGUGAUUAUCUUAUGGAGUGAAAAGUUAGGGUCAUGGUAAGUAUUGGUUUCUAAUAAAAAUCUUAAAUGUGACAA